AUGGCCGCCCACACCUACGAAGCGAGUUAUGAGUUUAACUUCGCAGCCACCAACAUAAUCAUCCACGCCGGAACCAAAGCAGGCCGAGAAUUGAUUGAAGACUGGGUCUCGGAUGCGAACUUAGUCGAGCAACCUACCGAUCUGGCGCCGGCGUACGGAGCCACUACCCUUCUCCGUGACCGUCUUUGUUGGUAGGUUUUAGUGAGAAUCCGAUAGGUCAGACCAGCAAACUUCUCGCAAUGAUCGCAUUUUCUUCUUCGUUUUCUUCUCCUUCUUCGACUUUUUGCUGGUUGUGCACUAUUAAGGCCUGUCGAAUAGUUCGGAAUGGGAAGUGGACUGAAGUGGUGUGAAGAAGAGAUUCUUAUAAUCAGCCUAUUUUUCUCUUUUCUCAGCCUUGCGUCAGUGACUUUUCCGAGCCUGCUGGCUGACCAGUGCUGAGAUUAGGCGCGGUAACUAAGCUGGGGUGAGGGUUUGGUUAAUUCCCGACCCAACUCCGAACCUGAGUCAUCAUGACCGCAUUAUCGGCCCCCGUUAUUUUGGCUAAACUGGGAAAUAUUCAGCCAAUUGUGAACAGCUUGGACCGAUCGGCCCUCAUCGCAGAAUGGAAUGCGGAUGACUUAUUGUUAGUCGCGGACCGACCUUGGUCGCACGGCGAUUAUCAAGCCAUAAUUAUAGUCCUGCUGACAAGGGUCAAGAACACUGAAAUAGCCACUUCCGGCCUAUCGGUUGAAACCUAGCUCAAAUCGCUGACGCACGCUAGAUUCAAAUUCGGGUCUAGCGGGGCCUGAAAAGGAUAUCCAAUAGGUCCAUAUGAAUAUGGAAAUCAACAAGCAGAAAUUGGGCAGAGAUUAGUGUAUUUAGUGUUACAGGAUACCAUAGUGGUAGCACAGGUAAUAGCUAAAAACACAAACAGAAUGCUUCGCCCAUAUUCUGCCGCCGCAUGCUCCAGCUGCGACGGGUUCGCUUCCCCAGUACCCUGUAGAACUAGUUCAUGCCAUUAGCUGCCUGUCGGCAGUUAAUGAAUAUUAUACGAUUAUCCGGCUGUGGUUGAUGGACUUCGGCCAGAAUAUUCAUGCAUCGGAUUGCGGUCUGUGCAGAUAGAUCCUAAUCUGAAACUGAUCUACCCCACGUUAGCGGUUAACUCCCAGAAAAAUUGGAAAGUGACGAAUUCCAAGACUAGAAUAUCUACCGGAAAGCACACGAAGUAUGCUGAGGACCCACUGAUUAGCCGAACCCCUCGCAGGCGUGUUAUGCAGUGGAAGAGUAUCGGCGAAACACGCAUGUCUGGGCUUAUAGCUAACACCUGUACUGUCAAUAAGGUAUCCUGUAACCCCAAAUAAUCUGGUAAGUUCUGAAGAAUUUAAGAAGCAAGAUAUGUACGAUCACUUAAAAACACAGGUUGUCUUUCAAGAUACACAGUCAAGAUAGCCUCCUAUAAAGAGACAACGGUGGCACUUUUCAAACAAAAAAUUCAAAAAGCACAUAAUUUCCCAUAAAGCCUGGAUAGUAAAAUAGUGUUAUGUAUUAUUUUUGCGGCGUAUGAUUAAAGUUGCAGUCAUUGAAGGAUCGUUCACUGACUAGUAAGCCGAAAAGCCACCACAUUCGUCCUUGCCUUGGUCGACAUUCCUGCUUGCGUCAGCCCAACCCACAUAGUCAGAGGAACUCGCUGAUUAAAAUGCGCACUUCUGUUACAUGUGCAUUCUUUCGAAUGUCAUCUGCGUGGAUGGAUGGGAAAGUACUCAAGCAUAAUUCAGACGCGGGCGAUAGUGCGAGGGAUUGGCAACCUCACCGAAAUAAUCUUUUCUGCAUAGAGUGCAUCGAAAGAAAUUGGAGUGCGAUAGGUCAGCUGUCUGAAUCGCAAGACAUAUUUGGAAGCACAUUUAUCCCCAUGCCAAGUAUUUAUCAUAACUUCAGCAACCCGCCCCACAAUCUGCGGUCUUGAUUAACUGACUAACGUGCAUCUACACUGUUCCCUGCGCAUUACGAUUUUCGGCAGCAGACUUGGCAUGUGUCUUAGGCGUUGGACGGCAGCCAUGCAGCAUGAAGCGCACAGCGGUGUGACCCGGUUGCAUAGCAGGGUAAACUAUCACCGCCGCCCUGUAUGACUGUGGUGCAGAAAAUGCCAAUGUCCUCUACAGUAACUGGCUUAGCUCAUGAAGUAUUAACGAAAUUCUAAAUUUUGUUAGCUAUUACAAAGGCUUACUUAGGCGGGUUUGCAAUAUUGAUGACAUAGUAGCAUAUUCCGAGGAUAUUUCAGUCAUGGAAGGAUAUGGAAUGCACGUAUUUCUGUGUAUGCGGUGGAACACCUGCUUAUAGCAAACCCCUAGGAGCGAGAAAACAAACACAGCCAGAGGAAUUCCGCUAUCAAAUCUGAUCUAAUCUCCGCGAUAUAUUUAGUGCUGAUUGCUCCCUGUCAUCAGGCCUGCCAGUUAGGCGAACAAUCAAUAUUUCCUAAUUUUUGACACACGGGGCGAGUCUACUAUUCUGUGCUUGCCAGGCUCAGACUCGUUUACCCAUGGUAUUCCUACAGUCAUGCAAAACUGUAUGAUUCCUUUGGACGCUGCAGGUCACUCUAAAUUCUUACAGAUUACUGGAUAGUUUGGUCAUGCCAAUAUGCCUGCUUUUGGAUUAGUUGUUUUUGGCACACUCGCAAAAUCUGUAAUCGUUUAAGAAAAAAAUGACUUCUUAAAUAACUUGCACUUUCCCAACUGAUUUUCGAAGCGCAAACAAAAUAAACUAUAUUUUGUUGGAAUAUAUGCACGCUUUCUUGUGCUCAUCGUUUAGCAACUCGCGUCUAGUGUAAUUGUUUAUCGUACUAGCAAAUCCGAUAUUAGCUAAAAAGCCAGACACCCGUGUUUCGCAGGUCUCUUUCCGCUGCCUGACGUAGCUCAUCACGGGUUUCCCCAGCUGCGUUGUUGUGAGUCAUUACACAGCUCUUUACUAGAGGCUGCAUCUUGGCGAUUUGUGAAUAUUACGUGGUUAUUCUGCAGUAGCUGAUGGAUUUCAGCCUCAAUAUACACUUUGACUUUCAGACCGUGCCUGACAAGUGUUCUUUCCAAAAGAUAUAUUCCAAGUUCAAGCACUAACUUCCUCGGUAAUUAAAUAAAGCAAAUUACGUCUUCUUCAACUUCCAUGCUUGAAAAAAGGGUGUCUCCAGGUUGCGGUAGACACUUAAAUUUCUUAACAAUUUUAAACAAAAUCAGCAGUUCCACUUUUGUAUAGGGAUUUCUGCGUACCCUGCGUGCAGGGAAACUCAUGCAUUAUAUUACAUUUUUGAGGAGAUGACGCUGGCGGUUGCAGGGCAGUAGUGAAUAGCUGAGACCGUGAAUAUAAAAGGACUAGGUUUGACUACUUUACGACCCAAAAACCCAGCGCGUUGCCUGCUAGGUUAACUGGGCCGGAGCAGAGGGCAUGAAGGAUUUGUAAACGCAGUCGCUCCUCCGCCUCGUCCCGCCUCCCCCCCCCUCCCGGACUGCAGGGGCGAAUGGCGUGUGGCUUGCGUGCAUAGUGAUUUCAACCUUCCGAAACGCAGUUCGGCGUCGGUCACAAACUUCUGGCAGGCCAUUUUUUCUGGCUACUGCUCAGAAAUCCGAUUGAAAGGCAUCUUACGCGCUCCAGCACGCACACUUUGCGACAGCUAUUUGGCCACCAAACUGCGUUUUUUUUUCAAGUAAAAUCUGCGAAUUUUUAUGCAGACACAAAUUGCACACGUAUACAGUUUAUUUUCUACUGAAAAGUAAUUACCGUUUCGGGCGUGCCAGCGUUUCUGAGGCACUGGUGAGAGAGCAGGCGUUCUCACCCAAUCCCAUCUGACGGCGAGAUGGAGCGGAAGAGGAACUUAAACGGAUGGUUAUUCUUCUUCGAAGUCACUUUUACAUUCAGAAGACUAGUUGGCGUGUAUACGUUUGUUUUCGAUAAAUUCUCGUCAGACCAUUGCAGUUGUAUGGAAUGGGGUACAAGGCAAACAUGCCAGUGUUUAGAGAAACCGAUUAAAGUUAGUUUUAAAACACAGCCGAGGUGGAAGCGGAAGGUAGCAGAGAGUUGCUCGUAUUAAGUUGGUGAGUGCGGAGUCCGAAUGAGGUUCUACUGCGCGCACAAAGCCGGCUUUUGCAACCCGAUUACGGCCGAUUCUGGGAAUGCUAAUGCGUCUUCGCGUAGUAGCUUAGAUUAACUCGAGGGGACCCUAUAAAUUACACUGAAAGAUUUCUUGGUGUCAACAUGAUAUCCAGAAUCAACAUAUAUGUGCGAGAAUGACGCUGUUUCGCCUUUUUCCAGCCUCGUGGGGGUGGACGCGCUCAACCACCAAAGGAGCUUUAUGAGGUUCUGGCAGAUGUUAUCGGAAUGGCACACCGUAACAGUUGUCAACAUUUCGGGGUGCGGUGGCAGACCCGGCUGCCGGCAGCCGUAGAGCACACUGCCGCCUCCCAGGAAGUGUGGAGAGGAGCGCCAAGGUGCGGGCUCGACCGUGUGCCAUCCACCCAGGCCCUCGCCCGCAUCUGGUCUUCUUGACUCUGUCUUUACACCGGGUCCAGUUGGGGGAGGAGUGAGUGCGGUAGAUGCUGUGCAAGUCUACUACCAGUUUAAGCUAAAUCCUGCGUAUAUCACCAUUCCUGCCAUCACUUUGAUUUUGAACAAAGACUGUCGGGCUAUUCGGGAUAUAUGCCGACUCUUGCGACCAAUAUAACCUGCUCCCCAGGAACAAAUGAUGGAGUAACUGCACAUUGAGGUGAUCCGAGGUGGCAGCCCAUCCUUACUUUUUCCGACUAAAAUGGGGUCAGUUUAGAAUAAUAUUCUAACUCUUGCUGUUGGGAAGCUUCGACUGAUCAGGAGGUCUUCGAGGGUGGUCACUCCCAGCGUCCCAUUUAAAUGGAACUUUAAGGAACAGCGUUUUCUUUUCGGCAGUGCAAAUAGUGACUUAACUCAUGAAAUGUGCCGAAAUUCACGAAUGAUUGCCAAUCACUCGCAAUCCGACACCAUUUCAUGAGUUCGAUUUCUAAUUUAAUGAAGUACAAGUUCUAGAAGAGUUAAAAACAUAUAAUAAAGGUUAAAGUCAGUGUUGCGUUGUUUUGAAAUGCCGAUUUAUUUUGAAAAGCGCAACAUCCCGAAAACGUCAGAAAGGUCUCUUAUUAAGGAAAGUUCGUUUUUGGAUGUAUAGAAGGUAUUCUCACACCCAAAACUUAGUAUAUAUGAACUUAGGCAUAAAAUAGCGUCCAGUAACGGUGUUUUAGUAAAGUUUACAUUUAAAUAUAGUUUAAUAAAUAAUGUGAUUUUUUAUAUGACGAUUUGUCAACUGCCUACAUUCCGAGUGUAGAAUCCAAAACAGUUUUCCAGCGUUCCAUUUUUAAUUUGAUUUCUUUGAUGUAAAUAAGACGGCGUUUAACAAAAGAAGUUGGAUUUUGCUUGAUUUCACUGAUAGGGACGUCGUAGGAACAAAAGUUUUCAUAUGGUGACAUGCCAUGAGGCCGGUCGGUGCCUGAUAAAUUUAAAUAGAACUGACAGGCGUGAUCGUAAACAUACCACUUUGUAUUUAUAGAGAGAACUUUUCUUCCGUUAAAUUAAAUAAGAUUAUUCUUGAAGGCAUUUACCGAAUUAAUGAGUGUUCGGGCGCUCCUGUUCACGAAGAUGGUCGUUUGGGUCACAUGUGAAGACUCAUUCAAGCAUCAAACUUCAUUUUCGAGAAAAACGUCUGUUAACAACGAAAGUCAGCAACGAAUAUGUCUUCGAUAAAUAAGAAAACUUUCAUAAAUAAGUUAGCACUUUAAGAAGUGCUUUAUUACUGCACGCCGUUGACAGAUCUCUGUGUACUUUGCAUUUUCACACGGCGAGGCCAAGUAAAAAUUUGACACUUUUGGUCGUUUCUUUCACGUUCCUUAGAUAUACUAAUAUUUUUCCACCGUGAACGUAAGAACACGCCUUUUGCUAUAUAGUUUGGCCAUUUCCGCUGUUUUUGCUCGCUUUUGGACUCCGUUCUUUGAUUAUGAAUACACGGCAGAGUGCCCAUAUAAAGAUUGAUAGUUUAUUGAAAUUGUAAAUAUUUUGCUCGUCGUAUUUCUUAAUACGUUAUGCACAGAAGCUUAACUACACGAAAAAUAGUGUGUCAUAUGUUUAAAGCUGGAAAUAACCAUUCCGUGGUGGUCAUCUGCGUGACACCAGGAAGAAUUUUCCAAAAGACAAAACACUUUCAGUCCACUUAAACGAAGGAAUCCCUUUCUGCACAUUUGAGCACCAAAUCCCUCAGAUCUGCUAAUUUAACAUGGGGAAAAUGAUAAAAACUAUAGUUUACUUAAAAUAACCUUUAUCUUACCGGAUUGCUCAACAUGGUUAACAUCGGACAUAAAAUAAAUUUUCAAGUUUGGCUAAGUUCGUUUAUUAAAACUGUCGAGGGUAACUUAUUAUCUUCCCAAUGAAAAAGUCGCUCAGAUGCGUAACCGGAGUCUAGGACGUGUAUUAUAAUAGGAAAUUGCACGAACAUAAUACAACGUCCAUUUUCGUCAAAAUUUAUCGACAUUUGACUUGAUAUAAUUACGUAAACAUAAUUUCUGCAUAAGAAAAGGACAUUUUAUUGAAGAAAGUGGUUGAUCGAACAAAAUGCUAUACAAUAAAAGCGUCCAGAAAUUCUCUGAUCAGUUUACGAUAUCAGAUUUUAUGAGAUAGGUCACCCACUGUAGGUAUGGUGGGUUUUUCUUUUGCUCGGCAAUGUUCUUCGCAAUAUUCGUUUUCGCAAAGAAAGUCUUGGAUCAUUCAAAGCUCCACUCCGAUGCUGUCUAUCGUACAAAUCUUUCUAGCUCAUUACACCAAACACCGGAGUAUAUUUCGUCUUUAUAGGAGGAAAAAGAAACUGCUGGAGUUCGUCUGUCGUCCAGACCAAGUUUUCUUCCGAUGGACACGCCUUUGGACGCUACCGUCGGGCCUCCUCUUCAACGUGAACUUUAACCAACCUAACUUUAGCGUCCCCCUACCAUUGUAUAUACCCGAUGGCAACCGACAGGACAACAAGUCCAUGGCUCAGUGGCUAAGGGCGUUGGACUCCUAACUAACAGGUCGCGAGUUCGAGCCCCGAGUGAUCCACACUUCGGGGUUGAGUAUGGCUUGCUGAGGAUGGCUGCCAAGCCCAAAACGGUCAUUCCGGCCUCCUUCGCUUUUGCCAGGAAUGCGAUUCUGCUCAUUUUUGUGGAACUAUCCAAGACCCAUUGAUCAUCCCUAAGUACUCCAGUCGCCGGUUGUGGCUUAGGGAGAUACAUCCACGGAUUUGACUGUUGCCAGGCGAGUUAGUCAAGGGUGACGGCACAGUCGGAUCAUGGGAGCUGAAAAGUGGUGAAGAAAUCCUCGAGAGAGUGCGCGGCUUUUCAUUUACGGUCUGGCUAGGCUGGCACACGUUGCAGUAGACUUCCGUAAGAGACACUCAUUCUUUGAGUCCAGAAGGUAAAGGUGAAAACGAAAUAUUUCUGGAGGACAGUAUUGGGAACUUGACGUGCAGACUACCUUCUCGUUAGUUCGCCAGCAGUUUGAAUGCAUUGAAACGUCAGCCCCAUCAGUUUUGCAAGGGAUCCGAUAGCAGGUUGCACGCUCGCAUAAGGAUGUGGUCAGGAGUCAGGGAGAGGAAGCUUUCGUCGACUGCUACCAAACGCAGUAGGGGACUCCUAUAGCGGAGUUGCCUAAGCCGCCUUUACGGGAGGGGGAUUUACAAUUGGCUGAGAGCUAGCGCUACACCGGCUUGUAUGAAAGGCGCACCCAGCUCUACCUAUUAAUGACCGGACGGCCUUGCGUGUACGAACGUCGAAACUAUCGGUGGGUGUUCAUUGGCCUGCGCCCUCUUCCGCCACUAGUCUUCUUAAAUAUGUCUUGGCACCGGGUUUAGGUGGGAGGGGGAGGAGUGAGUGAUGUGGAUACAGUGCAAGUCCACUAUCAUUAUAAACUAAUUCACGCACAAUUCACUGUCCCUGCUUCACCCUGUAGAGCACAUGAUGGACGUCGUCAGGGUUUUCGUUGCGGCGGCCUCGUGAUUCUUUGACUGCCCCAAAUCUUUCAUCAGGGGCAUCUUAGAGUGAGCAUAAAUCAAGGCUGCCUGGGGUCACUUAUAAACAUAUCUCUGUAGUCUGCCUUACAGUUAAGUUGAGAGGUUUAUCUGAAGAAAAAGAUCGAUUCACCAGAACGGGUCCAAUUAGUUGCCUACGUUUCGGAGAGCUUGGUCGGCUCCUCCUUGUCAAAGUGUAAAAUUCACUUAAUCGAUCAGAACUUCCAAGUGGCAUGUCGCCGCAUGCUGAUCGAUUUUCCUCUUCACUCUCGGCCUCGGCCUCUCGAGGGAUGGUUGGCGCGCGUUUUAUCUGCGUGCUUUGUGGGUCACCACUCCGUCGGGCGGAGUUGAUUGGAGCUUUUUCAGGUGGUCGGUCUGGCAGUUCUUGUUCUUCCUCGCCGAGUGAACUCGUCAUAGGACUGUCUCUGUAUGGACUUCUUAAGUCCAGUGUGAUAACUUGGUUCUGAUCUCUACAGAUGUGAUGACGUAGGACUUUGUAGGCUGCAGGAAGGUCCAGGUGCCUGCCGAUGGAGUUAGCAUCUGAGCACCACGGCUUGAAUGUUAGCUGCUCAGUUUUUUGUUGCCCCGGCCUAAGAUGAUCGUUCUUUGGAGAUCGAAAGUAUGCUCAGUUUCUCUAACGUGCAUUGUUAGCUGAGAGUCUGGAUCUAGUUUCCGAGUUGUCGAUUUGUACUCUUAUCGGCGGGUUUGCAAUUUCCGCGCGGUUUCCCCCACAUAGUUGCAGUCGCCCUAAUUGCAGCAUAUUCUGGUUUCAGAUGGUGGCACUGACUUUAGGUUGCAUUAAACGGCACUGAAUUUUCAAAGUACGGACCUCCGGCUCUAUUAAUGCUUUCUGUUACGUCUUUAUAAAUCUGACAGUCUCAUAGCUUAGGCAUAGCAACAGCGCAAUUCGAUGUCGAGAGAAACCAUGUAACUUCAAAUGUCUUUCGGCACAGCGCAGCAGAGCUUGAUGAAUUGACACAAUUACAGUUAAGUUGAAUCCAGGCUGAACCUCUAAAAGUCCCUUCGAUAAAAGAUUGAAAAUCCGAGUUUAUUUAGGUUCGUGCAUUGAGUACAGUUCACCGUUAAAUCUUUCAACUAUUCUCCUACAAAACAAAGCAGGACUGUUUCUCAUCUGGCGCCAGCCAGACGGUCAGAUUAAGAAAACGACAGUCAGAAAAGGCACGGGCAAACGCCAUACUUCUUGUUUUGAUUGCACUUGUCUGUCGCGGAACAAACGGAGUUGUGAUUGCCCUAGCUGUUGGAAACACACUGCAGCGCAUCAAAUUCCAGAAUGGCCACAUCGACAGAUCCUUGCUAGCUCUUCAAAGCUAACAGAUUAUAAUGAUGAUACCGAGAGGAAAUCAGCCACUGCCAAUAGGCAUAAAGAAUUCUAAACCGGCGAUCGGGUGGGACUGUAUAAAAUGCAUUUGCUUUGGACGCUCUACGGGCAUGUUGGUACGCAUGAAAGGGAAAGUUUCCGCGUCGCCAUGGCUUUGGCCAGCGCCUUGAGCAAAUGUCCGCCCAGGCAACUUUCUUAAAAUGUGACAACAAACAGCACCGGCCCAAAAUUUAAGUCUGCACUUUCGUACGUCAAGACGGUUUCGAAAGCCGUCAGCCUGCCCCCUACGCCACUCAGAUUUGAAACUGCACACAGAAAGGAAGCGGCAGCUGGAUUCUAGGUCAUGGGACUGGAUAACCGGCUACGAUAGGUUGAGGACCCACAACUAACUCGGGCUGGCCUGUGGACCGUGUCAUACGUUGAAUAGUGGUAAAGGGGGUUUUGGGGUUAGGGGGCAACACACAGAACAGAGAACAAGAAGACACAGAAAAUAGAGAAAUUUGAGCCGAAGGUCUUAUCGUAGGCUGUCAUCUGGCAAUGAAAUUAAGCGCGAUAAUAAAAAAAUAAACAAAAUGCGAUCUUCAAAGAAAUACGGGCAAGAUGUGGUUUUGUGGCCCCACCUGAUGGACACAAUACUGUUGGGGUCGGAGUUAAGGGUUAGCGUUAGAGGUUUAGGUCAGGCGUUAGGGUUAGAGCUGGGGUUUAGGAUUAGAGGUUAUAGUUAGGGGUUAGCGCAAACAUUUAUCAACUCUUCAAUGUACAAUCGCGCAUUCCCAAUAACUUUUCUUUUGCAUACAAAUACUUGACCUCAUCGCCUGUGCGUUCCCCGGCCCUACCUGCAAAAACGCCUAUUACCGCCGGUCCCGUAUUAGAGGUAAUUGGGGUUUGUUUGCCGCAGGUGAGGCUAAAUAACCACAUCCGACUAAUAAAGUGCCGCUGGCAAGUUUGCAUUUAGUCAGGAAGGGAAAGCAAUUCCGAACGAUGGAAACGGUGGAUAAUAGGUAGUAUUUACAGUCUCCCUGAAUUUAAGGGGUUUAUUUAUAUAAUUGUCAUCUGUUUGUGAGUCCUACACCCUGCCGUUACCGCAUGACCAUUUGGCACGGCAGAAAACAUCCGGCGUUCUCUUGACGGAUUUAAUGAAGUCUCGGGCAAAUUAACGGCGGAGAAGAAACCAGGAAGAUCGUUCAGGACACCGAGAAUCGGGCGCACAUCAACAGUUAAGAGGCAUGACGCCAGGUCUCAUGUUGCCGUUCACUCGACGAAAACAGGCCACACAAGGAGUGGAAAUAGCGUGAAUUACUAGCUGUUUUAGCCACAGUCAGUAAACAAAUUCUACCAUAGUGACUAUCAGAAUAGCAGAGCCCAGACGCAGCAAUUAAUCACGCGGGAGGGCGCGUGCCAAGACUGCUUCCGGCAACAACACUGGUAAGCCCGAUUGCAAAGUAAUUACUGCGCCAGUCACUAGCACCGGUUAUGGAGUCUCCGCUAGUAAAUACUCAGAUACCGGUGACAAAAUGUUGUGGCGGCAAGUACGAAUAUCAAUAAUGAAUGAAGAAGCAACUUCUUAGAGGGGGUGAGCUCAUAAAUUCUGCAGACCACAUGCGUCCGUCGUCUUAGUUCUCUGACGGACGGUUUGGGCUUUAAUCUGAACAAUCAAACAAUCCGCGUUUUUGAUUUAACGAAAUCGACUAUUUCACGUCAUGACGAAGAAUGCCAAAUGAUGCAGUCACAUCCGUAAAUGAAGGCCUGUGUGGGCAGUAUGUUAUUACCGAUAAAGACAAGUGAGACUGGAAUGGCUAUUUCUGGCUUAUUAGCCGUCGUCAGCCAGUCACAUCCAAGACCGGAAUUCACAGUCGUAAAGGAAGAUUGACCGAUUGCGUGCAGACCCUCGUGGCGAUGGAGAUAUCGCGUUGGGAUCAUAGAAACUUUCUGCAGAUUUCAAAAACCCUGCGAGCAACAUCGAUUCGGGAGACGAUAUCAUCCCAACUCUGUCCAUUGGGCAAUCUGAACCUGUCUACAGCCGCUAAUUCCGAGGAGUGACUACUUCUGGCCAGCGCUGCAUCUAGAAAACAAUUUUCAAGAACCCAUCCAUGAACUGUUAGGUGGGGGACGUCGUGAAGCACAGUUAUACCAAGGUAAACGCAGAAACACACCUGAUUUAAAAUUUAUUCGGCAGCGGUAGGGUAAGGGUACAACUUAGCUGUCGAUAGACUGUGGAUCAUGUGAUAAUGCACGAACUUGAGAAAUCUAGUUAAGUAAUGGCGACUGACAGUUUUACUCAAGAGCGGAGAUAAAUUGGACAUGAAUGGUGGGAUAACAGAAAUAUCUGUGAGGGGAUAGGUUCAGUUGCCCGAUGGUCAGGGACUCUUUCAAUAUUUAACGUCGUGGAAUAUCCAGUUGCAUAUCAUGCAAGCAUACAUUCAUCAAUUUACUAAAAGGUAUCGUUUUUCGCCCGAGUGUCCUUUGUGUUUUCCUGCAUCCCGUAAACCCCCCCUCUCCAAUUACCACCAUCCCCGCAUGACGCAAUCCACAGUACACUGACAGGUAAUUGUGCUCCUUCAACCUAUCGUUGUCAUUUACUCGACUACGUCCUCUAGCCUGGUCUUAUGACUGACCCUUGCGUCAGAAGACAAACCCAAGCGCGGUGUUGACCAACCGUGGUAGGCCCACGCACUGAAUGCUGAAAGGGUUUGCGGUGACUCGGUCAAAAGAAGCGACCAAAAGCUGGUGAGGCAUUCUUAACCAGCUGAAAAUUUUCAUAUGAAAAAUAGGCACAUUCGACUACAGAGAGUUUGUCAGCGAGGAAUAAACACUUGAAAAGUCCACAGUUUCUCAGCGUCUUUUAGGCGCAAAUUGGAUUUCGAAAUGGACAGCGACAGACUUUAGUUUGACAGACGGAAAUUAAUAAUGAAAGUGAUGUUGACAUUGUGAGAACCUAAGUUAGGUCCAGGGUCAGCGGAAAAGCCAUUGUCAUACGGACCUGCAAAUUCGAGUUUUGUGAAAAAGAACGAAAACUAAUCAAGCAGAUAUUCGAAUAUGCAACUUCCUGAAAUGUUGAGUGAAAUUAUAGAAUGUGUUUCCAUCCGAAAAGUUUACUUAAAUAACCUUGUCACGUUAAUUAUAUUGUCGCAUAUUGCCAAAAUAUUCCAAUCAUGUCAGGAUGUCCGCAUUCAGGCGAGCUUCUUAUCAGCCUCUUGCAUAGACUAUAUUGCGUGAAAAAUGACUACUUAAUUAGCAUGACUUUUUGCCCCUUGCACUUGGAUAUCCUUAUAUAUUCAAGUGUAUUUAUAGAAAACGCGCACAAAAGUAUUUCUUCUUUCACUCAUUUAGUAGCAGAUUACGUCUUCUUCGAGGUUCCUUUCUGAAUAAAUAGCAUUUCUUGAUUUUUAAAAACUUUAUCAAGCCCUGAAUAAUUUUUAAUUUGCCCUUCCGUUAAACUUGCAUUCAGAGUUUCCAGACUUCAAGCUCUUCACCUCCCGUAUAGGAAAAAUAAUACAUUUCUAUAUGCCUUUGCGAAAAAAAUGUUCAUAAGACCUUGCAGUAGAUGUGGACUAUGCCGCCCAAUUUACAGACUCAAUUAAUAAAUACGCUGGGGCGACGCUGUAUGAUUGGACAUUCCAAGGCCUUGAAAAAAUUUCACAUGUAAAACUUUUGAAAAGAGAAAUACAGUCUUUUUCAAGUAUAGGAUAAGGAGAAGGCGUUAUUUGCCACCAAAUGAAUAAAAACAAGUAUAUGUCUAUGCCUGCUUUCUUUAAAAGAUAUUACAGUUUAUUGGGGCAUCAAAAAUCAACAAAAAAAGCCGUGCUACUUAAGUAGUCAUUUUGAUGAAAUUUAGUUAAGUAGUCAUUAGGGAGCGCGCUUGACAGCCGGCAUUUUGAUAUGACUGAAAUAUGCUGACAGGAUAAUUAAGAUGACAACAAUGUUUAAGUUAUCAUUUUAAAUCGAAUUAACACUUUGGAAUUCCCGUCAACAUAUAAUGAGGUAGCAUAUUCACUUAACGUCGGAGACAGUCGUCGCAUGCUGUCAAUCAAAAUGCCAAUUAGUAUUUAUGGAUGUCGUUUCCAGCAAUGUCAGCAGUGUGCUGAAGCGUAUGAUUGGCCCUUUAGCCCUUUACAGGUAAAUAAUUUAACUGCAUUUGCUAGAAACUGUACGAGGCUGAUAUAAACAGUCAAGAUAGAUAUUUCCGUUGUUCUAACAUGAGUCUGCCUUUGUCCGCUUCAAAUAUCACAUUUCAACUGACAGGGUAAUAAAUUAAAUUCAAGUGCCUUGUCUUCCUGUUUACCGCAGCGCUCCGGUUUGAUGUCCUUACGCAACCGCGUUUGUGGUUGAUUGGUUUGUUGGUGUUGUGGCGCAGUAUUUGUGGCGUAUUGUUGGCUUUCCUGGAUAGUUUGUUUUUUAGACCACCCACACUGACUGCGGUAGACGCGGACGUCAAAAAAGGCCAGCCGGUUGUUGUUCUCCUCGGUCGUCCUACAUACAUCCGGUCAGACAGCCUUGAGAGGCUCUUUGAAAGUCAGCGCCGGAUUCUGUUUGAUGAGGAGAAGGACAUCUGGCUGCUACCAGUGCCACACUGCCAGUGCGUAAUUUAGAGUGCCUUUGGGCGAUUUUACGGUGGGCCAGAGAGGAUCUCCAUUUUGCGAAUUUCGUUAUGCGUCGGUCAACCGGCGAUAUUGCGUCUGAUUUCUCCACUGCCUACAACGCGCAUUGAUUUCGCGUGACAGCGGCUUUGCGGGGUUGGGUCAGAUCUUAUUUCGUAGCCGUACCUGCAGAAGGCAACCCGAUAAGAUCGCAGCUGGUAGCCAGACAGUAAACGGUGAUACUGUGGACGUACGUACUUGUUAUCCGCAGGUGUGCUUACCUUGUCUAGGGACCAUGUUAUCAGUAGGUGUGCUCUUACUGAGUUAGGCUGGUCGCCCAUUUCGUUUAGUCUGUUGGGCUUGGUGAAGGUUAGGGUAAGGCGUAAGUUAAGUUUUAGGAUUAGAGUUUACGUUUUAGGGUCAGGUUUCAGUGUUAGAAUUAGGGUUUAGGUUUCCGUUAGGGUCAGGGUAAAGGUUGGGUUUAAGAUGAAGAUGAGGGCUAGGGUCAUGGCUAGGUUUUCGGUUAGCGUUGGGUUGUGGAAUUUUGGUUACCUUUCGGUUUUGAGGCUUAGGGCUAGACUUUGCGAUUGUGAUCAGGUUGGAUUUUAGAGUUGAGCGUAAUGUUUAAAUUUCUGUCAUUUUUCCAUCUAAUUAAAACUUCCCAGCACUUUCCCUGGCAACGUCACUUUUGCCCAGGAACUCCAGCAUUUCUCUACCAGUCCUUCCAUAUACCCCACCCAUAUAACUCCUUUCCCACCAUUACCGUACGACAGGGACCUGGCUGUCCUCCUCCCCAUUCCUGGCUUCCAACUGCGAUCUAACCGACAACCCCUAGCUGACUGUCAUACGGACCGGUGGUAAUAGGGGGUUUAACGUUAACCCUUAGUUCCAACCCUUAGCUCUAAUCUUAUCCACUAGCCCUUAACCCUAACCUCUGCCUCCAGCCGCAAACCCUUAACCAUGACUUCCUUAUCCUAACCCACUAACCUUAACCACUAACGCCUAACCCCAACCCCUAAAAGAUACGGCUGCGAAAUAAGAUCUUGUCCGGAGUUGUUUGCACACGUGACAUAGAACUGGCGACCAUCUAGCAAACCAUUGAUCUUUUGAAGGCUGUCUGUCUGAUACAGCCAUAACACACCUAUUACCCGCAGGCAAGAUAGCGAGGCCUCAGUCGGCCCUGAUUUCCCUCAGUGCAUCGCGCUCGACCUUGGUAAGUACGUAGCGCGACCCGUGAGCCAUGAGAGUAGACGACCUUUAGUCCCCGCCAUCUCUACCGUCUAAAUGAAGACUAAUUCCAGUGCUGCAGUCUGGCGUCGGUUGUGAUCAAUGAGGUGUUAUGCCUGCAUCAUCUUCAUUGCCAGCUUCUUUGACGACAGGUUGCACACCAGUUUGUUGUUUUCUGCGAUGGUAAACUAGGCAGCUUUCUGAAUCUGUUCUCCAGUGCUGCGUCGUGUAUCGGUCUCUGUUUAUAGACUCCUAUUUGCAGAAUCAAAUUUGUACCGUUUUCGCCUAUGACCUAACAGCAUCUGGUCUUCUUCUGAUUGAUCCUCCGACGUUACCUGCGAGGCCUUGCGUGGCAAUCUUGGAGUAACACUGGGAUCAUCGUUCUGCCAUGCUGAAACACUCUUCAUCUAGCCGACUCUGUGCUUACCCGGGGUUUGUAUGAAAGAAAUCUAGGUAACAUGCUAUUAUCGAGGCACCUCUACAGAAAUUGAAUCUGCGCAUACGUGGAGGCAUCUCCAAGGGCGACAGUUUUCCAUCGUCGGGCCGAUCGGAGCGCAUCGAGCCCAAAUACAGUGCCAAUAGCAGCGAAGUCUCAGGAAGCAGUCGCGAAGAAGGAGACACGCUCGCUGGGACAAGGAUUAUAUUGGCCUGACGUUUCGGAUUCCUGUUCGAACUCAUCUGCUAUCGAGGUACCUGUGCACUAACCGAAUCUGCCCCCACGUAGAGUUCUCUUGAAACGCAAACGUUUUCCAUCGUCGGGCCGACCGGUUCGGCCAGGUCAAGCUGAUGCCUAUCUGCCCUACUCAUGGCCAUUAAGUCUACGCCUCAGGGCGAACAGUUCGAGGGGCUUGAAAAUACCAAGGUACAGUGUGUGACCAAUCUCAUAAAAUGUUGGCCAAAAUCCUGAAAGGCGUGUCCGAUUAGGAAGAAUUACUUAAGUGGGAUUGUUAUACUGAUUAACAUGCAGCAUAACCCUACAACAUUUCGGACUUGCCAGUAUGUCGGUUUUUGAAUGCACUUCUUUUCGACCUCCCGCAGAAACCAUACUCGGUAAAAAAUGACAACUUAAUUAACAUGCAUUUUUCCUAUUGACUUUCGAUGGUCUUUUAAAUUCAAGCAUAUUUUAUACAGAACAUGCAAAAAAGUACAGUGAGUGAUCGAUCUCAUGAAAUAUUGGCUGAAGUUCUGAAAUGUGUUUUCGAUUAGGAAGAAUAACUUGGUCGCGGUUGUAGUACUGAUUAUCGUGAGGCAUGAUCCUAUAACAUUUCGGGCUCCUCCGGAUGUCGGUUCUUAAAUGCCCUUCUUUUCGGCCUGUAAAAACCGCAUUCGACAACAAAAGACUACUUAAGUGGCAUGCAUCUCUCACGUCGAUUUUCAAUGGUCUUGCAAAUUCAAAUAUAUUUUAUAGAAACCAUAAACAAAAAAUGCUUUCUUUUAAUCAAUCAAUAAAAAAUCACAUUUUCUUUAUGUUUUACACUCAAUAAAGGAGUAAAAUUACGUUUUAAAAAUGUUUUCUAAUUGCCGAAUAAUUCGGAGCCUGAUCAUUCGUUGCAUUAGCGCUUAGUGAUUUCAGUCUACAAAGUGCAUGCGCUCCGCGUAAAGAAAAUAACAUAUUUUUCUAUGUCAUUAAAGAGAUAUCAUACAGAGUCCAUAAAAUUUUGCAAUGGAUGCGGACCAUGUUGUACAUUUCAUGAGGAGCAGCGGUAAACGGCCAGGUACGAUGUGAUGCGAAUGGACAUUUCGCGGUCUUAAAAAGUCUCAUAAUUAGAAACAUUUUUAAAACCUAUUUAUACUCCUUCUUUAAGUAUAAAAUAUAAAGAAGACGGGAUUCUCCAUAUUUUUGUUUAUGGUUUCUAUAAAAUAUAUUUGAAUUUGCAAGGCCAUCGAAAAUCAAUGGGAAAAAUGCAUGCUACUUAAGUAGCCUUUUUUACCGAGCACGCUUUCUACAGGAGAUUGAAAAGAAAUGCAUUUUAAAGCCGACAUCCUGCCAAGUCUAAAAUGUUAUAAGAGUAUGCCUUAAGAUAAUCAGUAUUACAACCGCGACCAAGUAAUCCUUCCUAAUCGAAAACGCACUUCAAAAUUUCAGUCAACAUUUCAUGAGAUCGGUCACUCACUGUAUGUUAUCUUUUGCUCAUUUGGUAGGAAAUCACAUUGUCUUCAUAGUUUAUGCCCGAAGAAAGUGUAUAUUUUGGUUUCAAAAAACUUUCCCAAUUCCCGAAUAAUUUCUAGCCUGAUGUGCCACUGCAUCAGUGUUUAGCAAUUUCAGCCUACAAGAUGUAUGUUUUCCGUGUAAAGAAAAUCAUAUAUUCUUCUAUGCCAUUAAGAAUAUGACACAUCUAGUUCAUAAAAUUUUGCAAUGGAUCCGGACCGUGUUGUUCAUUUCAUGAGGAGCAUUAAUAAACGUACAUGUGCGGUCUUGCAUGCAUGGACAUCGCACGGUCUCAAAAAUCUCAUAAUUUGAAACUUUUUUGAAACCAAAAUAUACACUUUCUUCGGGCAUAAGCUAUGAAGACAAUGUGAUUUCCUACCAAAUGGGCAAAAGAUAGCAUACUUUUUUGCAUGUUCUGUAUAAAAUGUGCUUGAAUUUAAAAGACAAUCGAUAAUCAAUAGGACAAAUGCAUGCUAUUUAAGUAGACAUUUUUAACGAGUAAGGUUUCUACAGGAGGUCGAAAAGAAGUGCGUUCAAAGGCCGACGUACUAGCCAGUCCGAAAUGGUAUAGGGUUAUGCUGCAUGUUAAUCAGUACAACAACCCCACUUAAGUACUUCUGCCUAAUCAGAAACGCCUUUCAGAAUUUCGGCCAACAUUUCAUGAGGUAGAAGUGGUUCAUGAAGACAUGACCACUGCGUCAAUUCCUCUAUCUGAAAAAUGACUCAUGCGGAGUUCCGAAUCGCUGCGUGUGAAUGGCUUCGGAAAUCUGCUUCGUUUUGUAAAGCUUGAAGGCCCUCUACAAGUGUCAGUCAUCGCGCAGGCAUCAGUAAAGGCUUUGAAGGCAUUUAAGGUCUGUGACUGAGCUCAUAACUUCAUGGCCUCGCGGAUGUGUUUAUGCACACCAUAUAAGGCGGCAUCAUCCUAUCUGUUUCGCAUUGUCCUGGUGUAGAUACCCAUUAUCUUGCCUUUUGGAUUUGUUAAGAAGAAAUUGUGAUAAGCAUAAACGAGUAAUCGCCGCAUUUUUGACCAAUCAGCCACUUGCACAAAAAUGACUUGCAAAAUUUAACGAUUUGGCAACUUCUGGAACAAGAUGGCUAAUUCAAAAAUUGCAGCUGGUUCAUUCGUUUUACGACGUUUCUACGGAAUUUAAAAAUAAAAAGUCGGCAGAUCCAUAAUUGAUUAUUGGAUUUUUGUACAGACUUAAUACGUUAUUUCUGAAACGAAAUAUCUGCUUUAAAUAUGCAUAUGCUUUAUGACAGCGUUUUGCGCGACUUUCUGAGAAGGCUGACCUAUGAAAUCCCGCUUGCGGAAUGGGCAAAUUUCUGGCACAAUUUUGCCAGCCAAUCAGAAGGAUUAGAAAUGCAUGCAAGUUCAUUGGGUCGCAUUUGACAACUAUGUCUCAGGGUAAUUUUUGCUUAAUGAAGAGCGCAGCCUACCUCUUGAAGGCUUAGGUGGAUUUUAAAGCUGAUGGUAUGCCGCUUGUAAAUCAUCGUGCGUGUUUCGAUUAAAAAUUGCAUAUAAUUUUUUAACUGUUAAUUUUAUCCGAAGCGUGUGCAUAUUUCAGUUAAACAUUUGCGCAACUUUUAAAAGUGAUGGGUUAUGCAUGUCUUGAUACGAAAAAAUAAUUGUGCUCUUUUAUGGGUUUAUAGAAAUGGCUUGUGACAAAAAAAUCGCCUCCAAAAUGUGCGAGCAGGCUCUGUAUGUUAUGUCCUACCUACUGUUCGUUCUGUUUCUUCCGGUAUCAGUCUUCAUUUGUCUAAAGGUAAGCCCCGAACGAAGGCAUCUAUUCGUGAUAACCUAUUUUCUCAAAUAACGUCUCGUACAGAAUCUUGGAAUGCUUUAUUGCCUUAGCUUAUAAUAAUUAUACCGACGAGUAGCAGUCGUAGGCCGUCACAUUUUAACGAGAUAACUAGUCAUUGUGGGCUAUCAGUAAAAUGGUAAGACGUCUUCAAACAAAUGGGAUUUUGUCGAAAUGUAAGGGGCCAGACGAAAUGUUAGUCCGACUUCCGUCACAAGUUGUAACAGAUUCACGCGCUUACGAAUUCCGCAAAAAGAGGCCAACUAUCUUCCAAGAAUACUUUAGGAUUUGAAAUAGAUCACGAAGGUGCUUUUCUACAAAAUGACUUACUGAGAACAUUAGACGCUUCCGUCUGUCUAAUUUUUCUGAUGGACCGCAAAUUUUUCUAAAUCCUUUGUACUCUGUAGUUUGAAACAGGAACCAGAGAUAAAUUUAAUAGGCGUUUUGGCAGCUUUGAAUUAAUUAAAGAGACCCAGUUAUAAAUAAAGAUGGUAGUGCCAGACAAGGCCUUGUAGUCCAGGGUGCUAGGGCGUUGACUGUUUUAAGCCUCGCCUUUAGCGUCGUAAGUCUGAACACCAAGCAGUUCGCCAAGCUUUUCAAAAAUGAGCCAUUCAAAUAAAUAAACUUAAAUAAAAUUCAGUUUCUCCUAAACCGAAAGGGGAAAUACCGCAGCCAAUGCACUUUCACAUGCGGCGCUCAAGUCACAAUGGAAACUGUUUCUACAAGUUAUGUGUAAAAAGAUAGACCACGUGGUCAAUUUCAGCUCGCACUGGUAGAUCUGAGCCCAUUCGAUUUACGGAACCCCUCGGCGUGUUAACUUUUCCAUUUCUUCCUGUGUUGCGUUUUGAAGUUAUCUGUGUUAUGCAACGACAGGCUGCAGUUGAUAAGCCGUCGCGAAAUUUACUGGUUCCAAUAAAUUCUGCUUUUUAUGCCUGCAUUAAAUUCUACAAAGUAUGGCUAGUUGGGUUUUAAAUAAAGUCGUAUAACAAUUUCAUUUCAGUCCCAGGCAGUUUUUCUUUUGUUUUUGCAAAGAUAAAUUUUGAUGUGAAUAAUGUGCACUCCCAGCUUGCAAUUUCUUUGUCGGCUUCUUUUAUCUUUUGCAACAUUCAGGUAGUACAGGAGUACGAACGUGCUGUCAUUUUCAGGCUUGGUCGCGUAAUGGACGGCAGUAUGAAAGGACCAGGUAUAAAAAUCUCAUUAAAACCCCGAAUGCUCUCCUUUUGUCUGAAGACGCAAUUUUCUUACAAGAGAAUAUAAAUUACUUAUGCUAGGGACGCGUGAUAUAUAUAUGUAUAUAUUCAUUUUAUCAAACUAGGGUUGUAAAACCAUUUGGGCUAAGUUAAGCACCCAUGCCGAAAAUGCCUAACUUCAAACUUAAUUGAACUUAAAUUCUCUCGGCAGCUCCAAAAAAUUUCUUAAAAAGGUGUGCAUUAAUUCUACCUAUGCCCAUAUUAAAUCAAGUAAUUAUGAAUUUCCAAAAUUUAUGAAAACACUUCUAGUUAAAGUUAGACGACCCACUCUUUCGGUGGCAGUAAAUAAUAGUUAGCUUACAAAAUAAAUGCACUUCAUUUGCUAAAAAUUUUAAAAGUAAAAUCAGAUGCAGGAAAAUGGGAGUUUGUAUGAUCGCUGAACUAAUAUUAUUUUCGCAAAUAUUCCCAUGUUACACUUGAAAAGUCAAGUUGGCAAACACGGGUUUUCGGUAAUCCUUUGUCAGGCCAGUACAGUUACGUAAAGGAAUGAAAAUGUUCAAAUUAACAGUGCUUAUAGGUCGCUAAAGGGCUAUUAAGUCAUUAACACUCAUCUCCUCCACGCCGCCCGCAUGACGAGGUUGGCAAUGCCCAAAACCCGCCAAACUCGUCAUGCGGGCGGCGUGGGGAAGAUGAGCGUUAAUGACUUAAUAGCCCUUGAGACACCUAUAAACACUGUUAAUUUGAACAUUUUCAUUCCUUUACAUAACUGUACUGGCAUGACGAAGAAUUACCGAAAACACGUGUUUGCCAACUUGACUUUCAAUAUUAUUUCAUUGCAACCUUCUUAGGGUGAUGUCCUUCUGGGUGCCCAGAUUGCGCGAAUGUGUAGCUAAACUUCAAAAAUUGCAAGUCAAGGAUGCUUAACGCCAUCUGCGUGUUUUGGAAUAGGGAGCUGGUAAAUGAAAUUUAUCGAAACACAGACUUCUAUUACCCUCGCAUACUACAAGUCCCCUUGGACGCAUGAUCACUGCUCAUGUCAAUUUUUCGGCAGUACAUCACAGAGAUGUAGUAGAUGGAUCUCUCUUACGUUUUCGUUCCUAUUUUUCUCCUUUUCUGCCUUUUUCGUCAACUGCCUGGCAGCAUUUGGGCGCGGCCACAGAUGCUGUCGGCCCAGAACGCUGUCCGCUAAGUAUGCCAUCCAAAUCGGGUCGGUCCGUUCGGAAAACUUCUGUCACGCUCUCAGCCGGGCCAUACUGUUUCCCCUAAGUGCCAAAAUACUCUUACGCAGUCGAAGAAAUAUGGUUCUUGACUUAGUAAUCCCAAAUGUCUCUUCAUUUAUGUCGACUGUAUCGAUUUAGCAAAUUUGCGUUCGCGUUAUUGGACAUAAACUCACAAAAGGGCCGUAAAGACUGAUGGCAGCUUAAAACUGAUGCCAAAACCUUUGAUAUGCAUAAAUGUAAUAGACUGUAAACAAGGGCGCGGCUAUCGGUUUACCUCGGACGAUUUAAGGUCCCCGACUUCUUCCACAGCUGUUCUGCGUACGGUCGGUGACUUGCCUCGUAAAAAUGUUAAUAAAAACUCUGAACUACGAUUUCGAGUAAGAAAAGCUUGCCUAAAUGGAGAUGCAAUAUUGAUUACUGCGUGACAUAAUCCUGGGAUAUUUUGGACACACCAAAAUGAUGGCCUAUGAAAGCAAUUCUCCUCGACCGCCUUAAAUUCGCACUUGGUUAAAAGCGACUGAUUGAUUAGUAGGCAUUUUUGUUACUGAUUUUAGUGCGCUUGUCAACUCAAAUAUAUUUUAUGGAAACCAUGCACAAAAUAUUCAUUUAUGUACUUUUUUUGGCAGCAAAUCACAUCUUCUUCAAGUAAGAUAGUCGAAGGAAGGGAGACUUGCGGUUUUAGAGUUUUUUAGCUCCUGAAUUAUUUAAAGUUCUAACUGCUUUUGUAUCUGCGUACAGAAUUUCAGUUCACAAACCAUAUGUCUUCCGUAUGAUAAAAAUCACACAUGCUUCUAUGCAAUUAAUAUGAUAACCUUUGUAUAUUUUACAGUCAAGUUAGACUGUAACGUAUAAUUCCUAAGCGCCAUUGCUACGUUUGUAGAUACGAUAAUGUAUGAAUGGACGUUUCAUGUUUUAAAGACCUCAUAUGCAAAAAUGUCUUAAAAUUAAAAACAUCAUUCUUUCGAGCACGAAUUCAACACAGUCGUGAUUUGCUAUUGAAGAGGCAUAGAAAUGAGCGCUUUUUGCACAUUUCCUGUGAAAUGUCUCAGAAUUAAUAAGUGCGUCAAAGUCAGUAGAAAACAAAUGCAUGCUGCUCACGCAGUCCUUUUUUGCCGAGCGCAGUUGAGAGGUUCCGUUAGCAUUACCGAGUUCGGUCACUAACUGUAUACAAGGACCGAUUUUUCAAAAAUAUACUGCUGCAAACGCCUUGGCAAGCAGUUCAAUUAACUGUCUGCUUCGUUAAGAGUGCGUCCUCUGCAAAGGAAGAAGAGACAGCGUCAGUCAACCGUCAGUUUAACGUCUUCAUUCCCCCUGGGUAUAAUUCUGACCUGAGAUAGCAGACUAGCUGCCUAGCCAAGCAAAUCUGGAAUUUUCUAAUUCUUUAUUUGUGUUGAUGGGUAGUUAUGUCUCUAUAGAAACGAAACUUUUUCAGAGAGUGCGCAACACAUGAUUAGGAUAUACAGUGCGUAUUGAGAUGUUUGCGAAAAUUUUCAAAUGCGUUUUCGAUUAGGAAGGAUUACUGAGGUGGGUUGUAAGACUGGUUUUCUUGAAGCACAGACCUAUAGUAUUUCGAACUUGCCAGGAUGUCGGCGUUUGAAUGCACUUCUUUUCGACCUUCUACAAAAACCGAACUUGGUAAAAAAAGACUACUUAUUUAACAUACAUUUUUGCAUUGAGUUUCGACAGUCACAUAAAUUAAAACAUAUUUUAUAGAAAUCAUGCGCAAAAUGUGCUUUCUCUUUGUCCUUUGUUAAUGGGCAUAUUUUCUUUACAUUUGAUACCCUAAGAAAAUGUAUAUUUAGGUUUUGAAAAAGUUUUCCAAUUACCAAAUAAUUUUGAGCCAGAUCAGCAGCUGCAUUAGCGCUUGUUUAUUUCAGUCUGUAAGGUGCAUGAUUUCCGUGUACGAAAAGUCACAUGGAGUUUACAAAACUUGGCAAUGGAUGUGGACUAUGUUGUACAUCUCAUGAGGAGCAUUAAUAGGAAAUCGCGCGCUCUUAAAACUGUCAUAAUUGGAAACCGGUAACAAUCGGGAGAUGGCACCCAAAAAAUCCGCCUAACCAAAGCAGCCUGUCUUACGGGACAGGUGGUAAUAGGGGUUUUAUGGAUGGUGGCUGGUCGGGAUUUGCGAUAUUAGCCGACGGAAAGGCUUAUUUGAACAGAUGAAUGAUUGAAGGUGGCCCGCUCUCCGUUCCGUUAUUACAAAAUGGGUCGCCAAAGCAGUAUAGUGGUAACGGACGAGUGGAAGGCGUAUAAUCGUCUUCCCUCAGGAGGUUAUCUACAUUUAAAAGUGAUUUUGUUUUGUAAUAAACUGCCAUAAUGCGAAUGUAUGCCGUAUAUUCAGGUAUACAUUCGCAUUAUGGCAGUUUAUUACAAAACAAAAUCACUUUUAAAUAGGAUAAGUCUGCACAACACGGGACAGGAACAGUUCCCAGGCAUUUGUCAAGGACAUGGCAUUGAGGCCAAACCAAAGACGAUACUGUACUUCGUCUAUGUGAGCCCACACUGCUCGACCACAUACAGGGCCUCCCUCGUGGAGUUUCCUUUUCAGUCUACUCCAGUAUGCCUCAAUGACAUUGGUGUGCCGUCAGGUGGUAGGGUCCUUAAGGUUCUUUGAGUGGUUAACAGAGUAGACUGAAAAGGAAACUCCACGAGGGAGGCCCUGUAUGUGGUCGAGCAGUGUGGGCUCACAUAGACGAAGUACAGUAUCGUCUUUGGUUUGGCCUCAAUGCCAUGUCCUUGACAAAUGCCUGGGAACUGUUCCUGUCCCGUGUUGUGCAGACUUAUCCUAUUUAAAAGUGAUUUUGUUUUGUAAUAAACUGCCAUAAUGCGAAUGUAUGCCGUAUAUUCAGGUGUACGUGUGUAACGAUGGGGAAGGUUGGGUAACAGCGACCAACGUCCAUGCAACAUCCUGCGAUGUUCUUUCGGCCAGUCCAUGUUAGGCCGUCGCGGAAAGUCCAAGUAGUGCAACCGCUGAUAUAGCCUGAAGGCGUUUGUGUCUACUGUUAAAGGUAUUAUUUCUAGGUAACGGAAUUUUUGGGUGCCGUCUUCCGAUUGUUACCUGGAAACCUUUUUAAAAUUGAUUGAUAACCUUUGUCAGGGCAUAAAAUGCAUAUAAAUUUGGUGUUUUAUCAAAAGAUUAAAAGAAGGCAUAUUUUCGCGCAUGCUUUUUAUAAAAUGUGUUUGAAUUUAUAUGACCAUCGAAAACCAAUGUGAAAAAUGUAUGUCAAUUAAGUGGUCUCUUAUAACCGAGUUUGGUUUCUGCAGGAGGUCAAAACGAGGUUCAUUCAAAAGUCGACAUUCGAAAUUUUAUAGGAUUAUGCCCCGUGAUAAUCAGUACUACAAACCCACCUAGGUAAUUCUUCCUAAUUGAAAAGGCAUUUCGGAAUUUUGGCGAACAUUUUAUGAGAUCGGUUACGCACUGUAUGCAUUUUUAGUCUGUUUUGGGAUAGCAUGCUCAAUGACUUGUUCUAUUAAAAAAUCAAAAAACUCUUUAUCUGACCAAAUUAUCCUCCUAUAACGCAUGUUCUUGAAGACAACAUGAAGUUUGUCGGCCUCACACGAAUUAAUGCGAAUGGCUUCCGGUAUGCAAUUACAUUCAGCUGGUCACUGCCCGUAAAAGUGGCGGCCAAGUCUUGCCCCCAAACAGUUUUUCUUUGCGAUUAACUUAAGAUUUUCUUUUUAUUUUCUACCAUGAAGGGAUAUUUCUAUGUCUGCCCUGUGUCGAGGAGUUUUUCCUUGUGGAUCUUCGCACGAUAACGUUCGAUGUUCCUCCUCAAGAGGUAAGUUCUAAAUAAUUGACAUUUUCAUCUGAUAAGAUAUGCUUUUUUAAGUAAAACUGGGAGUUAUUGCACGAAUAAACUCCUUGCUAUCGUCUUCAAAUUACUUUGUUGUCAAGUUUUGCGGCUAGGGCUUUUAAAGCUUUCAGUGGAAUCUUGGAAUGUUGGAAGGUAAAAAUCGCGGUGACUGUCUGUUUGCAAUGAUUAGCACUUAGCAAAUUACCUCCACUCUUCUCUUAUUUGUGCAAUUCCAUUUUCGACGGUUUGAGCCCUUAGUUCGUUAACGAAUGCUCACCUAAUGGAAGCUAAUUAUAUUCACAAGAGUACCGGAGUUUAAUAAGCAAGGAUGAGACCGUUCCUACGACUGUGAAAAUUUCGAUAUAAACUGAGCACUUUGGUUGUGGGUUUCAGAAGAAUCCAUAGCUGCCGAAUGUAGGGCAUAAUAUUUCAGCUAAAACGCAUGUCCAGAAAACAGGUCUCACGUUAUCUAAACGACUCUGACCUAUGUAAACAAAAACCAGUUAAUUAACUACGGUGUUAGACUGGAAGGAGGAGAGUGCUUUGAUGAAAUGUCUUUUUUUCCAGGAUAUUCUCAGUUUAAACAAACACGGAAUUUUGUGGUCUACCAAAACUACGGUGAUGCUCAGUGAAGCAGAGUAACUUUGUUUCUAAAAGAAAGUUUUGUCGACCGACGGGCUUUUAAUUCUCCUUUUACAUCGCUGUCAUUCGGUCGCCAUAUGAUACACAUAUGAAACGGAUUGAUGUUUAGUGGACCCUGGGCUGGAGUUGUUUUAAACGAACUACAGGGAGGUCAUCGGCUGUCGACGGCAGUCCACAUGAACGAGAGCACAGUCGAAGAUGUGCUGUCAGUUUCUUUAAAAGCUCGACGUCUUCAGACAUCCACAGCUUUACCGGUGACGAAAAUGCAUCAUGGUUAUUAUGGUUAAAGCUGCCACACUAUGGGCAAAUUUCGUAGACGCGAUUGAAAAUCCAACAGUCAGGCUAUGACACUUGUAAUGAUAAUGCUGCAAUUAAUAAAAGAACUCAUCUCAUGAAACGAGAUUUAGGACAAGGCUAGUGGCUGUGAUUGCAAAUACUGUUAUCACCCGCGGUUCUGACUGGUAAUAUCUGUGACUGUGUAGCAACCAAUGAGGCGCGGUGGCAGAUUGCUGACGCGAGACUUCUCAAACAACCAUGAUAAACGGGCCAAAAUGGUCAUACUUGUUUGCCUUCAAUGGUGCUUUUGGUCCUAUUGAUCUUUGUAAUGAGCAUCAACCGGCUAUCAGAGAUUCUCUGCCAUGCGACUGGCAGUGAUAUCCUAAGGAGUUGAAAACGAACCUAGGCGGUUGUUUACGAGUUCGAAGUCGGCGGAAUCGAGUUCGGAAACUAGGAUGGACAAUGAUUAAUGUAAAUAUACAUUAAAAUAUCCACAUGAGUAAAGAUUCGAGGUCCUGAUAAAUUAUCCCGUUCAUCAUCCCCAUAAGAAGACGAAGAAUAAAAAGGGACGAUUGCAUGGACCACAGUGUAUUAGUGCUGACGUUUCGCAAACUUCCUCGUUUCCAUCAUCAGAGUGGUGGGGUGUCUGUUCCUGCUUGCUCGAAGUUGUUCUGCCUCGCCGCCUGUCUUGUGUUAUAGGCAUGCCUGACGCACGAACUCUGACCUGCCUUCUGGCUAGGGAUUGGUUUUGGUCCCUCCGCGGGCGGCCGAUGGCGCGCUCCUGUGACCUCUGUCCCCCUGAUCGGCUGUCGUAAUCGUUGCAAAUCCUGUGUGCCCAUGGGCCCUCACCUCAUAAUCGGAUGGACUGAUCAGUUGCCGUUGCAUGUGCGAAUCACGCUCGGCUGUCUGGGCGCGCCGCUGGGGCGAUGUCUCGAGUUGGUCGUGUGACCUCCGGGGAAACAUCUCUGCACAGAACUGCAUGAGCACCAGCUUGCAGUCAACUGAGAGGAUAAACUGUCACUGGUAUAUGGCCACAGGCAACAGGAGAAACAUAGUUACGCCUUUGGGGAAGCAAGCGCCCUUGGUCGAGCCCAUGACAAGAUGGCUAGGCUGGUGCUCGAAAGCUGGUCCUCAGUUGGCACAAUCAACAGGGCUAUCGAUCUUCAUCCGGCCUACCAUGCGCUGCGUACAAGACUCCAGUCAGUCCAGACGGGGCCGACAGUACUGGCGAGCGAGUCGCGGCUCCUCCAGCAGUUGUCACCUUCACAGCAGGGGGAAAAAGCCAGCCGGAGGUCACACGACGAACGCGAGACCGCCCCAGCGGCGCGCCCAGACAGCCGAGCGUGAUUCGCACAUGCAACGGCAACUGAUCAGUCCAUCCGAUUAUGAGGUGAGGGCCCAUGGGCACACAGGAAUUUGCAACGAUUACGACAGCCGAUCAGGGGGACAGAGGUCACAGGAGCGCGCCAUCGGCCGCCCGCGGAGGGACCAAAACCAAUCCCUAGCCAGAAGGCAGGUCAGAGUUCGUGCGUCAGGCAUGCCUAUAACACAAGACAGGCGGCGAGGCAGAACAACUUCGAGCAAGCAGGAACAGACACCCCACCACUCUGAUGAUGGAAACGAGGAAGUUUGCGAAACGUCAGCACUAAUACACUGUGGUCCAUGCAAUCGUCCCUUUUUAUUCUUCGUCUUCUUUUGGGGAUGGUGAACGGGAUUAAAAUAUCCGUAGACGUCAAGGCUGUAGCAGUAUCGUCGGCUUGUAAUAACACACUCACUGUAGAUGAGAUACUACUAUUCACUUCGUAUUAUAAAUAUUCUAUUUUGGAAAAGCAAUUUUGUUGCCGUAUUACUUGGAAGAUGUGCAUAAGUUGUUGCAACAAUGGGCUGAGCAACUUUUCAAGUGUCGAAAAAUAAAAGCCCUCCUUCUAAUUUUGCGUUCAUCAAGUCUUAAACCUAACGCUCGCUGUCUUUUGCAAUGUCUUUCUUGAAAAGUGUUCAGCUUCUGAUAAUCUACCUUUCCUUUAGAUACUGACAAAGGAUUCGGUCACCGUCUCGGUUGACGCUGUUAUCUAUUACAAAGUCUCGGACGCGAUGGUUUCUGUGGCAAAUGUGGAGAAUGCUCAUCAUUCGACACGCCUACUUGCUCAGACUACCCUUCGCAACGUUCUUGGCACAAAGCGGCUUUCGGAAAUACUGUCUGAAAGGGAUAUAAUAAGUGCUUCCAUGCAAGUGAGCAGCUGCGCAAUUUCUUACUUAUUCUGAUGGUGAUAUGCGAUGUUAAGCGGAAUGACUGCUUCGAAUGAGAAGGAUUAGACGGCGAUGUCACUGCGAAACCAUCUUUUUACGUUGAACGUUUUCUAGAGUUUCGAUACUGUCAGUCUCUGACCCAUCGCCGGAUUUAAGAAAUGACUUUUGAGAAGGAAUUUGGACAAUUAAACGAAUAACACAAGAAAAUGCAGUUCAGUUUCCUGUCCUGAUUGCAGUUCUAGAUCGCUAGCCGACAAGCCGGCCCAAUGGUAACCAGUGAUCAGUAAUCGCUAAAUAGUAUGUUCAGAGACUUAAAACCGAUGUUCCUUACCCUGUUCCUCUCAAUCGAUUCCCUAAUUAACCGCCUUGGAGGCAAACUAAAUCUUGAAAAUACUGUACUGGCGCCGUUACGUAGACGAAACGUUAGUCAUUGUAAAGAAGGACAUGCUGCAACAUUUCCACAGCCUGCUCAACGCAGUAUUCCCUGAUAUAAAAUUCGCGGAGGAAGAUGAACGGAAACAGCAGUUGUCCUUCCGGGAUGUGAUUGUCAGACGAAAUCUUACCGGUGAACUGGAAACGAUAGUUUAUAGAAAGGCUCACAAACGAAGCUGUGUGAAGGCACUCUUCAAACGGAUCCAAACUCAUUGCAACAAAACGGAGGAAAGAACAUGUGAGGCCCGUUAUCUCCGUGACCAGUUUGUGCAAAAUGACUACCCGAAUGCAUUCAUAAGUCGUUUUCUACGCGUUUGCCCUCCAAACGACCCAAACAUUAAUACUACCGAUGAUACGGCAUUCUCUGCCAUACAUCAAGGACGUUUCAGAAGCAAGUGGGCGCAUUGCUGCGGAGCUAGCUGUUGGAAUCGCAAACCACCCAAAGCCACCAUGCGCAGUAGGGUCAUGAUAAUUAAAGACCGGUCAAGGUCUGAGGAGCAAUCUGAAGUAGUGUAUUGCAUCCCGUGCCAAAACUGUCCCUGUAACUACGCAGGCCAAACUGGACACAUGCUCGGAUCGCGCAUACACGAACAUACGCUGGCUGUGUGACGAGGCGGCGCAUUAUUACAAGUGGCCACCCACGCAUACGAAAAACGUCAUGAGUUUGAUUUUGCAACCACGAAAAUAGGCCCCCACGCCGGAAGCAAAACUGGCCAAGAAUUGAUUGAAGCCUGGGCCUCGGAUGAGAACUCAGUCACUUGAUUUAUCGAUCUGACGCCGGCGUACAGAGCCCUGUGCAGCCACCUCUAGUCUUGAGCCGUCGGUCGAUGAUUGGCUUACACACCCCAUAACUGUCGCCUGUUCUGUUGCUAUCUCUGACGAGGGUUUCCCGCACGAACUCACAAUCUCAGGACAAUAAACAAAAAGUUCUGGUGCUCAACUGCCCUUCUUCAUUUAUACAUACACCUGGAAUUCGAACUUUCGCUUUCACUGCAAUUACUACUUAGAAUUCAGCAAUCCUCCCACUCCUCACUGUCAAAUAGCAUAUGUUGAUGGGGUGUGGUAGACUAGUAUAAAAGAUGAAAAAAACUAUUAUUCCUAGAUAACAUCCUGUUAAGUUUAAAAAGCAGUCGCGAGGUGGCCAGCAUACAAUAAGUAGUUAUGAGAUUUUGGAACACAGAAUUUUCAAAGGUUGAAAAUUUUUAUACUUCAAAAACAGUAAAUACUUUUCGCUUGACUGCCGAGUGAAAACUUGCCUUCACUAACAAACAACAAAAAGGCCUUAUGAUGCUAAUUUGAAUAAUAGGAAGUAAAGUCAUUAUCAACCGGAGUCUGUGUGGACCACUGACCAUCGGCUCCAGCGCGACACAGAGCCGAUCUUAUUCUGCAUUGCAAUCAAAAGUAAUAGGCACACGCAACCCCUAUGUGACUGAAUAUCCCCUAUCUUAGUCGACAGAAAACGGGACCGUAGCGCAUUAGAUGAACCCUGUUCAAUUGUUUGAGUAUGUUACUCGAAUCCUGCUGGUGAGGCCUAACACGUUGAAAACGCUCAACCCAAUUUUGACUACCGCCUGUAUAAAGUGUGGAAUCGGCCCAGAAGCAAUGCCUAAGCGUCCGUUUUUAAUUGGUUUUUUAUACUUUACUUCCAGGCAAGUGAGUAUUUUCCACUUGGCCGUUCUACGUCUGCUAUGCCAUGAUUCAGCAAACCAUAGAACUCGCAGCCUUAUGUGCUUCUGCAGUUCUCAGGCAGUGAAUGCAUGGCUGCCCAGUAAAGAGCACUAUCACUCUAUUUCAGACCCAUUUCUGUUGCUGGUCAAAAUCCUGGUCGAAUUGUGGUUUCUUAUGAAACAGGGGCGCGGCGGCACGCUUAGGUAUGGGUCCGGCCGCGCCAUAAACUUUCAUCCUCUCUCGCCUCCGGUCUUCUCGACUCUGUCUUGACACGGUGCCCACUGAGGAGGAGAGAGUGCGGUAGAUGCAGAGCAAGUCUAAUUUCCCGUUCCCUCUUUUGUUGUUGGUCAAAAUCCUGGGUGGGGUGGUGUGUCAACCUGCGAACUCGGCCGUCCCAUCCAUUUGCAGCCUCUUCCGCAUCCGGUCUUCCUGACUAUGUCUUGACAGUGGGUUCAGGUAGGAAGGAGAUAGUGCGUCAGAUACUGCGUAAGCCCAUUCCCACAGUAAACGAAUUAACGCACAGGUCGCCAUGCGACAACUUGUUGUGGAGCACCCGGUGGAUAUCGUCGGCUACGAUGACCGAACUGUUCGCAAUCAAACUUCGGAUGCUCCGUGCACUGGUGCUAGCUAGUCACGAGUUAAUGAUCACAAAAUUGCCGGAAAUGCCAGCCCCAUCCAUAACUGCCGAUUACCGAGUUAACGUUUUCGAUCCAACAUGGGGGAAAUUUCUUAGGUAAUUUUGCAGUACUGAUCGUCAAGGAACAGCAUCGUAGACCAAUUGCUACGCAGUAGCAUGCAGUCUUUUGAAUAGGCACACUGUCGCGUGCUCGAAUAAAGUAAAUUUUAACCGAAAGCACUUAUGAUCCGCGGGGAUUUUUGACAGGUUUUCAUUUUGCAGGCGUCAAUUCAAUUGCAGGUUUUAGAACUACCGUUUUUUAAAAGAAACAUGCAUUUUUACCCAUUUUAGAAGUUGAAAAUUAAAAAUAUAAAAAGCCCGCUUUUGGUAAAUUAAUAUCGUAAUAUAUAUGGGUGAGUUGGUAUGCCCUUUGAGAAACUCUAGACGAUGACGCAGGCCUUAAGAAUUCUCAGAGUUACACUUUCUUGUUACAAAUCGAGAUGCCUCCCUCUUUCAGGUACAAACUACCUAGGAAUUAAAGUCCCCAUAAAGUUAGCAGGUAAAGUAGAAAUUCGUGUAAAACAAAAUUAAAAACCGAAACAAUCAGGGAAAGAGACAAAAUGGAUAAAUAUUUAAUUGGUAGCAAACCUCAUUCUUGUGCCAUUUGGGCAGAUAUCUGGUAACUUGGUUAGUCAGAAUGCAGUUAGCAAUUUAUUUGUAUGGUCCCCGUUAUUACAUUCGUCAUCCCCAAUAAGUCACUCAUAUCAAAUUGAAAGGGCAUUUAAAAGUCUCAAUAUGUGGUUGUGAUGUUGGAAAUCCUGCUGCUAUAACUUAUUCCCUUACGGAAGUAAACAGCGAAUACAGACAAGAACGUGGAGUAGUUUUCUGAGGUUUCUUAGUACAUACGCGAAAACGGAUUUUUUAAACAAUUUAUACAUUCUGCGUUUGGAAUGUAGAAUACGCUUAAGGAGUUCUUUUUUCGAUUAAAAACAGAGACUUCGUGGUAGUCAGUUCUAACUAAGUUUUCGACCUCAAUUUCGGACACCAAAGCAAAGGCUUGAAGCGCGAGGCAGUUGGUCAUUCAGCAGUGGGCUCGCAUCAUGUCGGCCGACAAAAUAAACCUGCUGGAGACUUUGGUUUUUUUUAUUUAACCAGGCAUUUACUUUAAAAGCAAGAAGCCGACUGGGAACUGAAUAGUUCUUGCGGGCAAGACACGCGUGCCCAACUCAUCGAAAAAUGUGGUUUAACUCACUCUAAGAUUAACGACAAUAAACGUAAGCACGACGUUUCUGCCUUUGCCAAAAAACCUUUAUGUAAGCUUCCUCAGUAGCCUUGCAUAAUUUGUCCAUAUCGCGUUAUUUGACAUGGUCAUAAAUUUCAGUCUGAGACGAGGAGUCCUGUGAUAGAAGAUGAAGAUGCGAUCACUGGGACAAGAAGUUUAUUUGCCUGACGUUUCGGAUUCUCACUCGAACCCAUCAUCAGAGACAUUCGCAGAUAGAGGUGAAGGUGGCACCAGGAGUGCAGUAUUUAUAGCACGUGGCUGCGUGGGACCGUAUGCGCACUGCAAUUAACAGUUCUCACAAUCGCGGCUGGGGUCGUAAUUGAUGCGGCGGUGGCUUGGCGGUCCGAGUCCGAGUUGUUAAUCGCCGCGAUUUCGUCAUCCGUGCUCGAUGCUGGUGUGACGAUUGCUCGGAAAACUGGCUCACUGUCACCGUGAUAAUUGCUCACCCGCGCCCUCCCCACGUGACUGAUUCUCCUGCCCAGGGAAAAUCGCAAUACGGAAUAGGGGUGACAGGGGUGACAACCGCGUGAGCCGCGAGCUGCUCGAGUCAUGGUUCUCAGGCCCGCAAUCCAUCAACAAACACAAUGACCUCCCGGUGACCUAUUCCGUAUUGCGAUUUUCCCUGGGCAGGAGAAUCAGUCACGUGGGGAGGGCGCGGGUGAGCAAUUAUCACGGUGACAGUGAGCCAGUUUUCCGAGCAAUCGUCACACCAGCAUCGAGCACGGAUGACGAAAUCGCGGCGAUUAACAACUCGGACUCGGACCGCCAAGCCACCGCCGCAUCAAUUACGACCCCAGCCGCGAUUGUGAGAACUGUUAAUUGCAGUGCGCAUACGGUCCCACGCAGCCACGUGCUAUAAAUACUGCACUCCUGGUGCCACCUUCACCUCUAUCUGCGAAUGUCUCUGAUGAUGGGUUCGAGUGAGAAUCCGAAACGUCAGGCAAAUAAACUUCUUGUCCCAGUGAUCGCAUCUUCAUCUUCUGAACUGCUACCUGGAACUCGCCUGUUCGCUUCUAUCAGCAGCCCUCUGAUAAGCAAAAAAUUUAAACGGCCUAAGAAAUGUUUGAACAUUUUCCUUUAAGAACCCCCAACCCAAACAAACAAAGGGUUCGUUGUACGCGUGUUGGCGGUGACUUCAGAGACAGGAGGUUUUACACAACAUAUACCCAUAAAUUAUGCCUUCUCCGGAGAAGCUGUGGGCGCCGUUCUUCUGUCCGGGUUUGAUUAAAUUGUGCUUUUUGUGUGAGAUUUUUUGUCAACAAAGAAAGGGACUCUCAGGCUAUGUUUUUGUCCCUUCUGGUCAAUGAUAAUCUUGGGGAAUUUAAUAAGUAUUUUUGCCAAUGCACUGGCAACCUGCAUCAUGUCGAAAACCUUAAGGCGCCUCAUACGCCAUUAUUCAGCGACCCGUGGUUCUCGCAGUCUGGUCUCCGCUGGUAGUUCUUUGACAUCUGGUUCUCUACCGGUAGACGCUCUUGCGUUCCCGCUGUGUGCACAAGUGGUGGUCACGGCUGCCCAGACACAAUCCUCGUCCUCCUAACCCCUGCUUGAGUGUUGUUGUUGCUGCUGGUGAAAAAUGCUGGCCAAGUGUACGUUUUGGGCCAGGUAGUGUGGAGUGGAACGCCCAGGUGCGGAUCCGGUCGCGUCAGCCACCUGUGUCCUCCCUCGUCUCCGGUCUUCUUGGCUCUGUCUUGACACAGGGUUCCGGUGAGGAGGAGAGGGUGCAGUAGAUGCUUCGCAAGUCUACUAUCACUAUGAACUAAUUCACGCGCAAAUCAUCGUGCCUGCUGCACCUACGUGUUGAGCACACGGUGGACAUCGUCGGCCACGAUGGUUGAAUUGUCAUUUAAUGCAGUUGUCGGCGGAGUCACUUUUGACUGUUUGUGUGCUGUGACGGUUUACUGACAACUGGAGGUUUUAAAAUCACCAUAAGACUCCUAAAAUCCUCUUCUUCACGCUUUGCUCUUACAAAGGAAGUGUGAUCGCGCUGACAUAAAGUCUUUAUGCAUGAGGAACGACCUCAAAAAUAAGACCCCAACUUCUGGCACUACCUAGAGUUCUGAGUUUUUGUUGUGGUCUCGGAGUCACUUUCGACAGCUACUUGCAUGGCAAAGCGUAAAACCAAUGAAGUCUUGGCUCAAUUCAUUGGCACUAAACACAGGAUUAUGUCGCAGACACAAAAAGAUGGCUUACUUCGUGCUCAUUAUAAAAUCCCAGAAGAAAACCCUUAAAUUUACCGCUGGAGAUAUACACUGCAAUUUGCCUAUAGAGCGAAAAGACGAGUCCCAGGAAGCAGUCUUGAAUAAGGAGUCACGAUCGCUGAGACAAGAGCUUUAUUAGUUUAGUGUUUCGGAUUUCUGCUUGAACCCAUCGUCAGAGGCAAAAGCAGAUACGGGUGGUUUAUGCACAAGGGCUGCAGUAUUUAUAGUAUGCAGUCGCCAUGCUACCGCAUACCUAUGAAUGUUCACAGCUCCCACUUCAUCAGGGAUCGUUGUUGCGAUGUGAUGACUGUUUGUUGACCGAUAUUGGCGCCUUUAAUUUCUGCAAUUUUAUCACGUGUGUUGGAGUUUGUUGUGAUGAUUGCUCAACCACUUGACCCACCGACCCUGGUGUUGGGAAAAACGCCCACCUGUGCGCUCCUCGUGUGGCCAUUUACUCCACCUAGGCAAAGUCUUAGCACCGAGUAGGAAAUGGGAAGAUCAUUGCACUGGUUUCUGGACUUGGGGCCAUAAGCGUUUUCGGCCAUUCUCGUUCGGAGCUGUCUUCCGGUUUCUCCGACGUAGUUGCCUUGUCCGUAACUGCACCAGAUCCGUUAAAAGACUCCAGACGUUUCUCGCCGUGACGGCGGGUCUUUCGGGUUCAUUACCUGACACCUGAUGGUUGCCUCUGGUCUAUGUGCAACUCCAACCCCAAGUGGUGCGAGAAGGCGGCCAACAGCUUUCGAUAGUGUGGCGCUCACAGACCAGGUUGCGGAACUCGCUCUUUCCCCUCUAGUUUCUGGAACCUGUCUGAUGACGGCCAAUAAGCCAGAAGUUGCCUUUGCGUUCUUAGCAUCCCAGAGUGAAACCUUGAGUCACAUAAAAUAGCUCUGGUGGUGUACCAUUUCCAAUUCACAGUACAUUUUUAGCACCCGGAUUAUAUUCCUUAACUAAUUUUCCAUCGAAGUUCCAAAAAAACACUCUAUCAUCAUGUGUCUUUAGUCCUGCAUUUGUGAUUGUGGUUGAAAAAUAUCCCGUAAAGGUCCGUGGUUCAACAUUUGCCGGAUGGGAUGUUGUUUCACCAUUUACCCUGAUGUCCUGUUCAACUCACACGGUACCCAUUUUCCCUUGUCUUAUAAAACAAUCUUUCGUGAAAACGCAGAUGCCUCGCGUUUGGCAAGCUGUCAGCAAGAUUUACGUUUCUAAAACAUUUUAAUUUGUCCCAUUUUGCUGACUAAUUAUUCAUGCUGUUAAGUUUUUUCAUGUCGAAAUAUGCCUCAAUAAAAUUCCUAAACGCCUUUGUUACGAUCGCCAUCUACGCUCUUGCCCUUUUCACCAGCCCUUAAUCUACUGAUUUAAAGGUGCCUGAAUUAUUCUUCUUAUUUUUCACUCUGCUCCUGCUCCUGCCUAUUUCAAGACGUGUCAUUCCUAUGCCCUAUACUGCUGUCCAUAUUUCUUGUGUCUCCCCAAUCGAUAUCACAGUACGACAGUCAGAUAGUUUUGCUGUUCACCAUCAGCAUUCAAAACUGGUUGCUCUGAUGUCUGUCUGCCUCACACGGCGUAGCUGCCGGCGGAUUCAUAAUAUCAUUUUCAUUACAAAAAAUGACAGGUAGAAAAACAGAAAUCUAAAAACUGAGAUUCCAGUUGUCUCCGAACAGUUUUUUUGUAAACAAAUUUAUUCUCUUUUUACUAGAAUUUAACCCUCAUGUUUUUUUGAAAAAACACGACGUUGUCCCCGAAAUAAUGCCUGAAGACGUAAUCCCGUUUCAUAUUUACUGAAGUUCUGAUAAGAUGAAACGUUUCAAGUCCUGAAGAACACUUAUUGUGCAGGGAUGAUGCUUCUGGGUAAAGCUGGAAAUUUAAAUAUCCAAAAAUUUUGCAUCCAAUAGAUGCUCCAACUGCUGAAUUGUUGGCCAAAAUACUAAAAUGCGUUUUGGACUCGAAAAUAUCAGUUUAGUAGAGUUAUGAUCUUAAGCAUAAUGCAGCGUAAUUCCAUGAUGCUCCAGUUUCUUCAAUAUGCCGGCGUUUGGACGAACGUCUAUUUGGUCGCUUGCAAAAACAGCGCUCUGCAUAAAUGACCAUUUAAUUAAUAUGCAUUUUUAAAAUUAAUUGUUAAUGCCCUUAUGAAUUCAAAAAUGUGCCAUAGAAUACAUGCGCCAAAACAUUAAUUCCCUUACUAAUUUGGUAGUAAUUAAAGUAACGACUUCAAAUUUUUUACUUAAGGCAAAGGUAUAGUUCUACUUAAAAGAAUUUUCAAAUUAUGGGAUUUUUAAGACAAUGGAAUUCCUGCUCAUAAAACCUCAUGUUGCUGCAUUUACUGAUGCUGUUUGUAAAUGUUACGAUAUACUUAAAUCUGCUGCUACCUUUGAUGAACCCCUUACGGUCUCUUCUUUAUACUGUAAAGAAAUUUGCGUCCUUAGUUCACAAAAAGUAAAAAACUUGUAGUUUGUUAACCCUGUAUGCAAGUGGUAGUUCAGUAAAAAAUGAAUAUUUUAAUAUGUGUGUUCCAUGGAAAAUAUUGAAAUGUAUAAGUAAACUGAAAAUCAACAAAAACUCCUGCUGCUUAAGUGGUCAUUUUUAAAUGUGUGCUUUUUGCAGGCAGCCAAAAAGACAUUCGUUCAAAAGCCGACAUCCUAAAAAAGCUAAAAUUGUUUUAAAAUUAUGCUUCAUGAUGUUACAAUACUUCUUAAGUAAUCUUUUCGAAUCAAAAACGCAUUUCAAGAUGUCGGUUAGCAUUUUGUAAGUUAGCACAUCUUAUGUAUGUUCAAGUGCAAAUUCUGUUAACUCUCACUUAAAAUUAGUCAUUUUUCAUGCAGAUUGAAUACCCAUUUUGUGCUUUGUCCUUUUCCGUGUAGAAUGUUCUUGAUGAUGCAACGGAGGCCUGGGGAAUAAAGGUCGAGAGGGUGGAAAUGUAAGUUCCAUAUUUUAAAACUUUGAAGUUCCUGUGUGACAAAGGCAUGCUUAACCUUGCAGUAAUUUAUUUACCAAAUGCGCACAGGGAUAUAGAUGCUCGUCCGUUUUAAUUCGCGGAGCCAUUCUAUAUAUCUUCUAGUUUAUAAGGGCCACCACUUGUAGGUCCUCAAAUUGGGGAGAAUCAAAUACAUAGUCUUUCAAAAACAAUAAUCAGAUGCGCGUGGACUGUCAAAAUUGCAACGGUCUAUUAGCAUCCAAAGUGACCGACUGGCCUUCGGACAUUUUUAAAGUAUGCUCAGUAGCCGAUCUCACAACAUACUAACCGAAAUUCGGGGUUUAAAAUGCACUACGUUUCAGCCACCUACCAAACCUCACUCAAUUAAACACUUUGCAUUUUCUCAAUUGAUUCUCGAUUGGCUGCCACAAGAUACUAUUUCAUAUACUCUUCAAAUUAUGUGCUUAAAAAGGGUCAUAUUUCGGUUUUAAAAAGGAAUUUUUAGAUUCUCAAAUAAUUUUGGGAUCAAUCCGCCGUUACAUUUACUUGAAGAAUCUAGAGUUUGUAAGAUGUAUAUUUACUUUUAAAGAAAACACAUUUCUAUAUGUCAUCAAGACAAUAUCAUACGGAGCUCUCGAAAUGUAACAACGGGUGUAAAAUAUGUUGUUUAGUGAGGAACAUUAUGAAAUAGGCAGACACGAUGUUGUUCGAAUAGACACUUCAGGGUCUUCGAAAAUCACUAAAUUAAUAACUUCUUUUAAACCGAAAUAUACCGUCUCCUUGCGUAUGACAUUUGAUGAAGACGGGAUUUUUUUAUUAAAUAAGUACGAGCAACAUAUUUCUAAUCUAUAGGGGCGUCGAAAAUUGAUGGAAGAAAGGCACACUGCUUAACUAGUCGUCUUUUGCCGGAUGCGUUUGUUGCAGGUGCAUUCAAAAGCCGACAUCUUGAUGUGCUUGAAAUAUCAUGAGCUUAUGCCAUAAGAGAACCACUAUUACAACCCCACUUGAGUAAUCCUUUCUCAACAAAGACGCAUUUCAGGACUUCGGCCAACAUUUUUUGAGAUCAGUCACUCUGUGGAUAUAUGUAUAGACAUGAGAUCAGUCAUUGUGUGAUUGUAUGCGUAUACAUGACAUAGGCCUUACGACGCGGUAGGCACAGAACAGUGACUUCCGCAGCAUUUACCGCACCUCACCCCUCAUUCACGUGGGCCCACUGGCAAACCAAAAAUAGGGCAACCGAAUUGGGGCUCAUGCGAGGUGUCCGAAAACAGUUCUACACGUGCCAGACACGACCUGGUUUGAGUACGAUGCAGAAGACAUACAUAUAAACUUGGGAAGAGGCUGUCCGAGUCCUGUUUAAGUGGGAGUGCCAUAUAGGCCGCAUUAAAAUGGAGUCAUUGAGCCUGACUCCCCUUCCUGGUAUUGCCGAAUUUUGUAGACAGUCUGCAUUCGGCGAAGUAGCUAUUUGCACCGCGCCAGGUUUAGUAGAGUGAAGGGUGUGUUGGAAGUGCGGAGCGGGAGAUGGAUUCCGUAGAGUCGACCUUACUCUCCCUCUCUCUCUUUCCUCCCUCUCAUGCACCAGUCCACUGUCUGUCUCAUGAGCGCAGUGGCUGGCUCACGCGAAGCCAAUAACCCACGAGUAGCACUUGCCAUGGGAUACGUCGACUCAGCUAACCGAAGCCGUGCCCUGAUCCGGUCUCCGUCUUAGUCUAGCACUUCUACAGCACGGUACAUGGUGAGACACACGUGUAAGUACCUCCGACGUAUUGGAAAGAGUAAUUGGCGGAGUAAUUGGCCACGCGGGGAGCGCACUGUUGAACACUCGUCCCAACACCCGGGUCAACGCAUCAGAUGGUCGAGCAAUCAUCACGCCAACAUCCAACGCACGUGAUGAAAUUGCGGCAAUUAUCGACUCGAAUGUCGGCCAUCAAGCAAUGAUCACCCCAAGUGUGACAAUCCCGGAUGAAGGGGGAAACCGUGAACGUUCAUAGGCAUGCGGUAGCAUGGCUGCUGCAUCCUAUAAAUACCGCAGCCCCUUGUGCAACAACCACCCGUUUCUGCUCUUUUGUCUCUGAUGAUGGAUUCGAGUAGGAAUCCGAAACGUCAGGCUAAUAAAGCUCUUGUCCCGGCGAUCGUGUCUCCUUCCUCAGGAAAGAUUGACGUUUAUAAACAUAACAGUAUAAAUAUAUAUAAUGGUAGGGGGCGCUCACCAAACCUUCUCGCGGAACUCACUCGUCCCGUUGGGCCUUACGGGCUAACUCAAAUCCAACUAGCAACGCAUGAUAUAGGCAGAAUGACAUUACCGACUAAGACAAGGGAGACUGGAAUGGCCAUUUCUGGCUUAUUAGCCGUCGUCAGCCAGUCAUACCCAACCCCGAAGUGUGCAACAUCCGUGGUUCGAACUCGCGAUCUGUUAGUUAGAAGUCCACACCUCUAACCACUGAGCCACGAUCCCGUUGCCCUGUCGGUUUCGAUCGGGAAUAAACAUUGGUAGGGGACGCUCACCGAUCGUUCUUAUGGAAGUCAUUCGUUCCGUUGUGCCUUAUGGACUCUCUCUCGAGCACAACCAUCGGCCGCGCAGCGCCGCAUGAUAUAUAGGCAGUAUGUUAUUACCGACAAAGUGGCCCAGUGGUUAUAGGCGUGGACUUCUAACUAACAGGUCGUGAGAUCAAACCGCGAGUCUUCCACAAUUCGGAGUUGGGUAUGACUGGCUGACUACAACUUAUAAGCCAGAAUUGGCCAUUCCAGUCUCCCUUGUCUUAGUCGGUAAUAACAUACUGCCUACAUGUAUAUAUAUACAUAUUGCUAAAAGAAGCUCGCCACAGUUCAUGUGUGCAUGCGGCUGAUGACCACUAAAGCUGAUCCACCACGCCCUCAUCCGGCGAAAAGACGCUCUUGGACUCCCCCCCCGCCCCUUCUCCCUGCCGCCCUGACUUCAUAUGUAAGAAAACCCGUUUUGACAUGACUGUCAGCCACCUAUAAAUACUGUGAGGCGCGAUAUCACACCCACCUCCGACGAUGGAAGCUUGUAUGCUUUUGAAACGUCAGGACAGUAAAACUAUGGUUCCCGAGAUCGCCUUUUCUUCUCAUAUAUAUAUAUAUAUAAUGACAGAUGGGCGCUCACCGAUCAGGUUACAGAACAUGCUCCUUCUGUUGUGCCUUGGGGCUCAUACUUAAAUACUUAUAUACAUUACACAGGUUACCUGUGCUUUAGUGUUCAGCCCUUUUCGUAAUCUAUUAGAGGAAUAACUCCCUCACAAUAAUACACAGAUAUAUUAAAUGAAGGCCAUACUGCCAUUGUAGCAUCUAUGGUCCAUCAUCUCAAUCAAAAAUUAUGAUAUUAUAAAAGGAUCUCAGUAAGGGCUACAUACCAUGCUUCUACCCUGAUUUGAAUAUUUAGACAUGUUUAUACAGAUGGCUUUCACUAUUCUUGCAUUCCAUCGCGUUGUCUUGUUGGCCAAAACGUUUUACUAAUAGGUAAUAAUUCAUAAAACGCCGACAUUUUACGGGCAGUGAACCGACGCAAAAACAUUCCACCUGAACGAACCUUGAUAGAAUGAAAAUGUGGAGGGAAAAGGGAAUAUAGAAAAUGAGUAUCUAUUAGCCAGUUAAAACCCCGCGUCUCGAAAUGUGGGUGAUUGAUGAGGGCUCUGUACAUUAUCGACAAAGGUAAAAGGAUAUUUAAAUAACCAUUUUAACCUACUGAUCGUUAUCUUUGACCAGCCAUAUAUCAACCACAGACCGAUUUCCAGAGAGUUAACCGCAGUUCACUUGCUGACCAUUUUAAUUUACUUGAGAAUUUAUGUGCGAAAAUGAAGAAAAUCCUUCGAAAGAAGUCUUUUUAGGCUCGCAUUGAAGGUUGACAUGAAAAGUUGGAACAAAAAUCUGCCAAAUACCGCGAAGUGACCGCGUAGUAUUCGCAAGCUUCCAGCAGGUAUUCCAUGUUCGCUCAUAAUUGACUGAGGAUGUUUAGACGGACAGCUCUCGGGAAUUCAGCCUAGGGAUGACAUAUGACUGAUUGAAGAUAACGGUCAAUAUAUUGUCGUUUUUACUUUCCUCAGAAAUUAACUGUCAACUUGGAGGAGAUCAGUUUAUUCUAAGGCCUAUAGGCGCAGGCCGAAAUUUGAUGUAUGAAUAUGUGGGCCGAAGUCCAUCGGACAAUAAGUUGAAAAUUCUCGCUCAAAUCUUCCUAAUCUUUGUCGAAAAUGCACAGAGACUGCAAGAAACAUCCACACCGUCAAGUGCGGGGUUUUAAUUGGCCAUUAGAUACUUAUCUUUCGAAUUCUCUUCUUCCUCUUCUUUUCAUUUUCAGUCUAUCGGAGGUUUUUUAUGAUGAGUCGUUUUCUCCCCUUCCCCCCAACGGCACCGAAAUUCUUGCGUUUGCGGGUUAUAACUUAUUAGUAAAACAACGUUUUGGAUAGGAAGGCAAUACAAUACAAAUUCUGAAUGAUACAUCAUGCUGACAGCACAGCGUAGUUGAUCCGUGAGUAUAUAUAAGACAUUCCAGCUACGCGCACAUGAUCAGUUUAGUGAAAUCGGCCGAAAUUAGAGCGCUUUUCUCUGAUCUGCCGGAAAUGAGCAUUUUCGUCUACUGCUGAGCUCCUUCGUCUGCACAGCAUUGAACCCAGGUACCCGAUACGGAAACAGAUCUAAAAACAAACUGCCCAUUUUUCUGACAGUGUGCAUUUAUAAGUGAAGGCAGUAAUUAAAAGACAGUAAGCAUCAAAGAAAUCUUAAAAGAUAAGAAAAAACUAUUUGUCAAAUCAGCUAGCCUUCGUGAAAAACCAAAUCUAUUCUACCUUGCUACGGAAUGGGAAUCCACUUCAAUAUGCCCAUGAAUAACUCAGGAAGAUCCGAGGCUGAAUGCAAUCAGCAGUGAUUCGUGCCCUCCUCAUGAAAUACGCACAGAAUGAAAUCCAACGCAGCUGGUAGUGGACGACAGAACGAACAAUUUUAUGGCUGUCGGAAGACAAGUUUGUUUGAAUAUUUUAUGACUUCCCAGUGGUUCUCUAAAUGGAGUAUGUGAUGACCAUUAGGGUCAGUAGUAGUCAGUCUCGGUUUCGUCGGCCAGCUCGACAAAUAAAUAUCUUCUUACGGGAUAUACAUGGGCAGCACAAAUUUUCAUGCCAGGAUCACGAACACUGCGGUGAGCGACCAUCAGUUUAGUUAAGAAGGCACUAUGAGGACGCGUAUUCAGCAUGAAAAAAACUGCAGUCCAGCUGCUGAACGUUCGCAAAUUUUCCUAAUCAAAACGUCCAUUAGGAAUGACAAAAGGAUGGGUGGUUUAUGUUUUUCUUUUUAAUCCAUCAGCGGCCGACUUAUUACGGGUUGAUGAGCAAAAAGUAUAAACCAACACUCACCUACAGUGAGUGAUCGAUCUCAUGAAAUUUUGAACGAAAUUCAGAAAUGCGUCUUUGAUUAGGAAGAAUUACUAAAGUGCGGUUACAAUAAUGAUUAUCAUACGGUAUAAUCCUAUAAUUUUUCGGACUUGCCAGGAUGUCGGCUUUUGAAUUCAUUUCUUUCUGACCUCCGGUAGAAACCGCACUCGGUAAGAAAAGACUACUUGUGUGGCAUGCAUUCUUAACGUUGAUUUUUAGUGGUCAUAUAAGUUCAAUUAUAUUUUAUAGAAUACAUGCAUAAAAAUAUGCUUUGUACUCGAUCGAUAGAGAAGUACGUUGUCUUUUUAUUUUACACCCGAAGAAAGGGUAUAUUGAGAUUUUAAAAAGUUUCUCAAUGCUCGAAUAGUUUUUAGUUUGAUCAGCCGUUGCAAUAGCUUUUAACGAUUUCAGUCAACAAGGUGCUUUUUUUCGACGUGGUGAAAAUCAUACAUUCUUCGAUGCCUUUAAAAACAGACCACGUAUAGUUCAUAAAAUAUUGCAAAGGAUGCGGACUAUGUUCUACACCUCAUGAGAAUCAUUGGCAAACGGGCAUAUGCGAUGUUGUACGAAUGGACAAUGCACGGUCUUAAUGACCUUAUAAGUAAAAACGUUUUAAAAGACAAAUAUACCUUUCUUCGGGUGUAAAAUGAAAAGACAACGUACUUCUAUACCGAUCGAGUAAAAGUAAGCAUAUUUUUAUGCAUCUAUUCUAUAAAAUAUAGUUGAAUUUAUAUGACCAUCAGAAAUCAACGUUAAGAAUGCAUGCCACUCAGGUAGUCAUUUCUUACCGAGUGCGGUUUCUACCGGAGGUCAGAAAGCCGGGCAUUCAAAAGCCCACAUCCUGGCGAGCCGGAAACAUUAUAGGAUUAUGUCGCAUGAUAAUCAUUAUUGUAACCGCACCUAAGUAAUCCUACCUAAUCGAAAACGCAUUUCACAAUUUCUGUAAAAAUUUAAUGAGAUCGGUCUCUCACUACAGAGUCACCGGAAUUUGUCCUGCCACCGGUGGAUAUAUCACACGUCUGCUUCAUUUUAAACAAACUCGCCACUUGUAAUUGUUAAAUCCACCUGAUGGAGCUCGUCGCUUCCUAUGAUCGAAAUUUUAGUGGCAACCCUAACAAUGGCCUUGCUGUAUACGGUUUACCCUAUGUAUAUGUAUAUAUAUUUAGGGAGAUUUAAUUCUUUGGGAAACAGUAAACCGUGUUGUGUAAAUUUUCGAGACUGGUUCUCCAGCUUGUCUUCAGACAACGGGUGUGCAAAACAAUUUACUUCUAGACCGAGUCUGGCAAAGGGUCCCUUGAUUGGUUAAAGUCAUCUCGGGAUUGUCUGAGUCAGUUUCUUUCUGUUCUUAACGAUUUUGUUUGUGGCAUCGAGAUCGAUAUGCUGGUUGAUGCAUACCUCAUCUGAGUGCAUUGCCUCCAGGAAGUCUUGGCCCUUACUUACUGGGCAGGCGCCAAUGAUGCGAGUGUUCUCCCAUGCAAAUUUGUGCCCAGUGACCAGUGUGUGCAUAGCCACCUGUGAUAAAUGAUCACGUCUCUUUACCGCUAACUGAUGUUCAUUUAAACGAGCUCAGACAGAUUUUUUAGUUUGGCCACAAUAGACGGAAUCAAAACCGGAACAUGGGAUUUUGAAUACAAAACCUUUUCUUUCGAGGUAGCCAACCCUGUACUUAGGGUGCACAAGCUAUGUGCAUAAGGUAUUUGCCGGCUGGUGUGCUAAGUGUAUCAUGCAGUUCGACUAGUUUUGAUACAUCUUGCCUAUAUGGGGUAGUUCUCCAGGUUGUUGGUUUUGGUGUCCGAGCGGCCGUAGGAUUGGAACUUCCUUUUUUCUUGAAUUUAUGGUGCCUUAUACUUAGAAAUACAUCAUGCGGGUACCUAUUUUGAGAGAAUAGAUUGUAGAGGGAUUUCCUUUCUGUUCGGUAACUUGUUUCAUCAGAGCAGUAAGUUGUGGCUCGAUUUAGAAGGCUGUAGACUGUACUCCGUUUGUGAGUGACAAGGUGGUUACUCUCAAACUGCAGGAUACCCACUGCAUACACCUCUGUGAUAAACCGAUGCUUUUGCAAGCCCGUUGUCUGAAAACAAGCUGGGGAACCAGUCUCGAAAAUUUAUGCAAUAAAGUUUACUGUUUCCCAAAGAAUGUCAUCUUCCUAGUUAAAUCUCUUUGGAUGCUUGUUUUUCAAUUCAUGUAUAUAUGUAGGGGCAGAAUAACAUUACCGACAAAGAUAAGGGAGAUUGGAAUAGGCAUUUCUGACGUAUGAGCCGUCGUCAGCCAGUGAUACGCUCCCCGGCGUAUGGAACACAUGGGGCUUCAUCCCGCGACCUGUUGGUUAUAAGUCCAAAGCCUAUAACCACUGGGCCACGGGCUCGUUGCACUGUCAGAUGCGCCCUUCUACCACUGUAUAUUCCCAAACGCAACUGACAGGACAAGGAACCCGUGGCCCGCUGGUUAGAGACUUUGGACUUCAAAUCAGCAGGUCGCGGGCACGAGCCCGAGAUGUUCCACAAUUCCAGUCUCCCUCGUCUUUGUCCGUAGCGUUAUUCUGCAUAUAUAUGUAUAUGUAUCUGUCAUAACCGAUAUCCCCUAUCAACCGAGAGGACAGCGGGUCCGUUGCUCAGUGGAAGAGUGUCCAACUCAAUGCCCAAAAAUCUCAGGUUCGUAUCUCAAAUGACCCACACCUGGAGUUAGCUAUGACUGGCUGAUGACAGCUAAUAAGCCAGAAAUGGCCAUUCCGGUUUGCCUUGUCUUUUUCAGUACUAUUCAGUUACGGCUACCUGUAGUCGUUGUGCGACAAGCUGCGGAGGUUCUAGUAUGAGUCCCAAGACACCAAGGAAGGAGCACGUUCUGUAACCUGAUCAGUGAGCGCCCAUCUGUCGUAUGUACAGUAGAUGUGCUAACUCAUGAAAUGUCAAUCAAAAUUUCGAAAUGCGCUCUCGUUUCGAAAAGAUAAAUUAAAAGGUAGUGUAAAACUAACCAUGAUGCAGCAUAAAUCUAUAAUGAUCCAGUUAACGCAGGGUGUCAACUUUUGAAAGAACUUAUUUUCGGCUGUAUGCAAGAUCUAUACUCUGCAGAAAAUGACUACUUAAGUGGUAUGCAAUGUUUUCAUUGAUUUUCGAUGCCCUUGAAAAUUCAAUUAUAUUUCAUGGAAAACAUGUAUAAAAAUAUUCACUCUUUUACUUAUUCGGUAGAAUGUCACGUCUUCGUCCAAUUCUAUACUCAGAAAAGAGUAUAAUUCAGUUUUUAAUCUUUUCUAAUUCCUGAAUAAUUUUGAACCCGACCUGCUGUUACACUUGCAUUCAGGGUUUCAAAACUACAAACUGCAUAUUUUCCGUGUGCGGAAAACCAUGCAUUUCUCUACGGUGUUAAGAGGAAACCAUAUCAAGUUCACAAAAUUAUGCAGUGGAUUUGAGCUAUUAAUUAUGAGAUUUUCUGAGACCGUUAAAUGGGCCUUCAUGAAACGUCAUGUAUCUGCAUUUACGAAUGUGGCUUGUAAAGUUAAAAAUAUUGCUUAAAUCCACUGCUUAUUUUAUAAAUCUCAUAUGGUCUCCUCUCAACACCGUAGAGGAAUGCAUGGUUUUCCGCACACGGAAAAUAUACAGCUUGUAGUUUUGAAACCCUGAAUGCAAGUGUAACAGCAGGUCGGGUUCAAAAUUAUUCGGGAAUUAGAAAAGAUUAAAAACUGAAUUAUACUCUUUUCUGAGUAUAGAAUUGGACGAAGACGUGACAUUCUACCGAAUAAGUAAAAGAGUGAAUAUUUUUAUACAUGUUUUCCAUGAAAUAUAAUUGAAUUUUCAAGGGCAUCGAAAAUCAAUGAAAACAUUGCAUACCACUUAAGUAGUCAUUUUCUGCAGAGUAUAGAUCUUGCAUACAGCCGAAAAUAAGUUCUUUCAAAAGUUGACACCCUGCGUUAACUGGAUCAUUAUAGAUUUAUGCUGCAUCAUGGUUAGUUUUACACUACCUUUUAAUUUAUCUUUUCGAAACGAGAGCGCAUUUCGAAAUUUUGAUUGACAUUUCAUGAGUUAGCACAUCUACUGUAAAUCUCAGUUCUCCACUGAGUAACUUUGAAAUUAUUAACUUGAUUAUUCUCUUGAGUUCAUAUACCAGAAACCGCAUAGAGAGCGCUGGGGGUUCCACUGAAGAGCCUAACCCCUCGAAGCUGUUUCACGCAGCGGCAGAAUAUCGACUUAACACUUGUCUAAGCUUUUAGCAAGUAUCUAUUUCGAGAGUUCGGUAUAAUACCUUUACCAUAUGGAAUUCAUACUACUCGCAAUAUAACUUGUUUGUAGAAUGGGCAUUACGUGGUUAUUCAACAGUUGUUGUUUGUCGUCGACUCGAAUGUUCAUUGAAAUUUCGGCUCCGACCCGAAAAAGUCAUGUCCCGGCGAUUUAACUCCAAGUCCUGCACUGAGCAAUUUCUGAAAUUAUUCACAGCAUCAACCCAUUUUCAACCAUUACAGAGCAAUAUCGAUUUUUUGGGCGUGUUUAAAUUUUGGCUGUUUCUUCACACUUACUGCACGUCUGAAGACGAGCUGGGGACCAGACUCCAAAAUAUACGAAAUAAAUUUGUUCAUUUUCCCAAGGGACUCAUUCUUCUUCGAAAUAUAUAUAUAGACGCAAGGCUAAGUCUCCAUACAGGAAUGUGACGUGUUUCACCAUCGUUAUGAGGAAAUUUCUGUAGUAAGGAAGGUUAAUUAAUUUGAUUUUUUUGCUGGAACUCACUAAGAUACUUGUACUAGUUAUGGUUAACUGCUUUUGAAAUAAGAAUUUUGAAGCGCAAAUCAACCCCAGAAGGUUUUCUGAACAGUUUCUGAACCUAUUUCAAACCCGAAAAACAAUCGCUUUCUCUGAAAAGUUCUUUGAUACGAUUUUCGUGUUAGAGAGGGAAAAACCGGAUAGGAAGUAAAAUAACCGGCUAGUAGCGCAAAAGCUUUCAACUGCAUGGAUAUUCUUCAACCGAGUGAAUGUCGGAAGUAAAUCUAGUUCUGUUUCUGUCCGGCAUAAUGGGACUUUUGGAAUUUUUUUGCUUAUGCAUUUUGUCUCAAGAUACCAAAAUCGUGAAAAGUUUAAGUCUUAACAAUUUCAAGAAAAUAAACAAGAGAACUCUCAUUGUAAAAGGCCCCAAAUACCCACCAGAAAUGCCGUUAGCAUUUUCUACGGUCAAAAGUAAUUGCUCCAUUAACGAAAGUGGGAAUGCGUUUACUUAGCAGUCUCAGCAUUAGUCAGCGUUUGCAUUUCAUCAUGCCUAUGUAUAUUUCGGAAGUAGACUUAAGUAGUUUUGCAUAUAACGUAUUUCGCUUUCAGAAUGAGGAUAUUUCACUAGUAGUGAGGAGAUAUUUGAUGGAUUUUGUCUCCCGAAAUUUGUUAAAGCAGUUGUAUAAAUUAGAGUUAACAAAUAAAGGUAAAGUAAGGUUUUCGAGUUCUAAAAACAAUCUGGGAAUAUCAAAUAGUUGUGAAAAUACGAUUCCCCGAUGGCAUGUUAAAACAAGAAGAAACAUUCACUGGGGGGGGGAGUGGGGUUCGUUAGAGGUCUGAUGUUUCGAGUUCGUCCGCCCAUCCUCAGAGACAAAAUAGUCGUGUGCACAGCUCCUAUUAUACGGCGCGUUUUGUUUGAUGUGUAGUCCGCAAUGCCGCUUGCGUGAACCGCAUCUGGCUCGCAUUUCAUCGUGUCCUGUGUCGUCUCCAUCCUCGUCGACCACGGAGAUAAUUGGUGACACGCCGAUUGUUUCGCGCCCUGACUGUCCUUCGUCGAGAAGGUUCGUAAAGCCUGAUACGGCGGAGGCAAAUCGGUGUGGCGGUUGGCAGAGCAGUUGGUGGACAUCCAGACUUCUUGCACCUGCCUCGACAUGCGACCAUCAUCUCUGUCCGUAACUUCGAUGGCGUCAAAGUUGAGGAUAUGUCCCAUUUUCGCGGCAUGGUUUGCCAUCUCCACCUUUAAGUCCAACCUUCGCACGACCAACUGAUGCCCGUGAAUGCGAUUUUGCAUUUGUCGUUUGGUUUCCUUAAUGUAGUUGUAAAUCCUGCGGCUGCACUGAAGUCGGUGGACAGCAGGCAACAUUGCUUGUUUGGGCAUAGGCUUUGUUGGCCACAUUACUUGCCGGCGGAUUGUUGAGUCAGGCCUGUGACUAUCUCCUAUUCUGAAUGGCGCGAGGGAUCCAGUCACGGCUUCGGAGGCCCCGUUCAUGCAUGAAAUGCUUCACCAAGACAUUGACUGACUAUACUCCUCGUUCAGUUUCCUUUGUUAAAUUCGGCUCCGUUCAGCGAGUGCUCGCGGAUAGCCAUAGGCCUGAAAAGAACAAUUGCUUCCCCUUAAGGGACCUUUGACAAGAUUUUCAUGCCAAAGAUGCAAAAGCUAUGAAGUAAAAGGACCGAGGAAAAUGGCUUUCGUAGCGAAAAAAAUCCCAAUUAUCUGGCUCCCCAUGGAUAUGCUUCAAGCGAGUAGAUGCCACUUUUGGAUUUAGUCUUGUUUUCUUGCGGCAAUUUGGAGACAUAAUAAUUUCUUGGUUGUGAGUUUUGCCUCAAAAAGCCAGAUUGGGGAAAAAAUUAGCUUUAAAAACUUCGUGAAAAUAGACAUAGGAAAUAUCAAUGUAACACACUCCUACAACGAAACAGAAAAGUCGCUAUCAGUUUCUUCGGACAACAUUCAUUGCUCCAAUAGCGAAAGAAAAAAUGUGUUUCCUUAGCAAUCUCAAUAUUAGUCAGCGUUUACAUUUCCCCAGGUCUAUGUGCAUAUCGGGAUUAGACUUAAAAGCUUUUGCAACUGUAAUGAAGCGGCGAAUGGAAGACAAGUAUACCAGUAAAUUUGUCUUUGCAGUACAGAUGUCCAUAAACAUUCAAUCAUAUAUCAUGCGAAACAUGCACAAAAAUAUUUGUACUUUCGCUCAUUCGGAAGAACAUUACGUCUACUUUCAAUUAUAUACUCGAAGGAAGAAUAUAAUUUGGUUUUCAAAAACCUUUCCAAUUUCCGGGUAAUUUUGAACCCGCUCUACCGUUACACUUGGAUUCAGGUUUUCGAAAUUACAAGCCGUAUAUUUCCUGUGUUCGGAAAACCACAUAUUUCUCUAUGGCAUUAAGAGGAGAUUAUAUGGGGUUCAUGAAAUUAAGCAUUAGAUUUAAUCCACAUCGUUAAUUUUACAAGCUACAUUGGUAACUGCAGAGACAUGACGGUUUAUGAACGGCCAUUUCACGUUAUUAAAAGGUCUCACAACUAGAAACCUUUUUAAAACAAAAUUAUGUCCUUCCUUCGAGUAUAAAAUUGAAAGAAGACGUAAUUGUCUACCGAAUGAGCGAAUGAAUGAAUAUUUUUAUGCAUGUUUCCAAUGAAAUAGAAUUGAACUUUAAGGGCAUCGAAAAUUAAAAAGAAAAAUUCAUGCUAGUUAAUUAGUUGUUUGGUACAGAGUGUAGGUCUUACAUACAGCCGAGGGGAAGUUCGUUCAAAAGCCGGCAUCCUGAGUUAACUGAAUUAGUAUUGAAUUAUACUGCAGGCUGAUUAGUUUUACCACCCAACUUAAUUAAUCUUUUCGAGACGAAAACGCAUUUCGGAAUUUUGGUUGACAUUUCUUGAGUUAGCCCGCCCAUUGUAAGCCCCGAUUCCGGAGAUUCAGAGUAAGGGUAAAAUGUCCAGUGCCGAUAAGUGCAAAACAGUCCUACUUCUUGAUCUCAUCCGUCGGUGACUCAAACGAAUAUAACGCUGGACGUGAAAUACACAGUAAUUCAUCAAACCCCUACUAAAGUUAGGGGUGCGACGACGCAUGCGAAUGAGUCAUGGUUGACUGACUACGGCCGAUAAGCUAGAGGUUGCCAGUAGAUUGCACUUUUAUGUCAGCAAAAAUUCUUGGAAGCACUCCAGUUAAAAGUCACACUUUCCAUAUGACAAUACAUAAGUAACUUUUGCAGCUCAGUGAUGUAUUUUGUCAAGUGCAAUGAUCCAAAGAGCACAAUUAUCUGCCAUUUGAACUUACAUCACCUAAUUAUCGUAUUAGUUUAAAAGCAUUUAUUUGCACAAACAAACACGUUUCUAAAUAUGAGACAGGAUUUUACCGAAUGAAGGCAAAAUUUCGAGUUUCAGGCGUAUGCAUAAGUGAAGAAGAAGAAGAGGGGUUGAGCACCGAAACAUUUUUGCUGUCCUGAGCUUUCUAACUCGUCAGAGAUAGUAGCAGCAACAGGACAAGCGAAAGUUAUAGGACUUGGGGGCUUAUCACAACUGACAGGAUUCUAACUAACACACUGGUUGUGUUGCUUGAAAUUUGGAUUAGAAUUCAUAUUCAUUCGUCGACAUUACUUGUGCGGCUAUGUGAUGACAUUUCAGUCACAUAAAAGCACUCUGCUGAGGCGAAUCGACUUCACAAUGAGGCUUCGGCAGGACAGAUACCCAUUUAGAAGGUGUCUGCCUUUUGGCCAGAUUUUGCGGACGAUAAAGACUUUCGACUGCCCGGGUUCAGCAAACAAGUGGUCACAAAUCACACACCGCUAUUACCUACAGGCCUUUGUAGAAAUGGGCUUGGUCCACCGGCCACUUAUGAGAAGUUUACAAACCUCGCAGAUAUACGAACUGGCUAAUAUAAUCUGCCAUCCUAUUGGAUAACGAACCGUCCGGCGUAAUCCUUAAAUAGUGAAGUGAUGUGCUCUGGUUGUACCCGGCGGGAGUUAAGGGUCCUGAGGCGAGCAAAAUUCUUUCCCCAAACCACUAAACCGACGGUUCGCGCGCUCUUUUCCAGCCUAAUUUUAUGACUGGACGUACAAACCGGAAACUCUAAACCGGUAUCAAAAAUGUGUGUAGCGAUAUCUUCAAAAAAGCCAGGGCAUUCACCUGAAUACGAGGCGGCAACUGCCAAUGGCUUUAUGCUGGUUAAUCGAUAGGGAACUACAGGUUUCGUUACGCGCGCCGAGCUUCCUGCAGGCGCGCUUCCUGUAUGCUGCAGACCUUCACGAGUAAGCCUAUGCCAUUUAACCGCUUUUUGCCUAUGUUAGUUGUCAGCCUGCAACUUAUUUUUUCUGCCGUUCUAAACUACCGGAGGAAAAAACGCAGCGAAGUCAUAGAUGGUAUCUCUGCCAUAGAACUAAUCCUCAGACGGGUACUGCCUCUGGAUUUUGUCAGUGGUUAAAUACUUGCACUGAAGCAGUUUACUUGGCAAUGGCGUUUCUGCAAUAAUGUACGACAUAACUACAGAAUUGGUGUUGGGAUAAUUGUUGGUACUGAAGCCCAGUUAAUCAGAAGUCAAUUGGAAUAAUUGCGGUUUUGUGCACACAAAAGCAGCCUGAAAUUUAAUUUGGCCGAGCACCUUGUAGUGCCUUUCUUAAGCACAUGAAGCUAAAGUAGAUAAGCCAACUCAUGAAAUGUCAACCAAAAUUUCGAAAUGCGUUCUCGUUUCGAAAAGAUAAAUUAAGUAGUGUUACAAAACUAAUCAUUAUGCAGCAUAAAUCAAUAAUGAUCCAGUUACCUAAGGGUGUCGGUUUUUGAAAGAACUUAUUUCAAGCUGCAUGUAAGAUCUAUACUCUACAAAAAAAGACUACUUAUGCAGUAUGUUAUUUUAUCAUUGGUUUUCGAUGCUCUUGAAAAUGCAAUUAUAUUUCAUAGAAAACAUGCAUAAAAAUAUUCAUUCUUUUACUUAUUCGUUAGAAUAUCACGUCUUCUUCCAAUUUCAUACUCAAAAGGAGAGUAUAAUUCGGUUUUAAAUAGUUUCUAAUUGUGAGAUUUUUAAUACCGUUAAAUGGCCGUUCAUGAAACGUCAUGUAUCUGCAUUUACGAAUAUGGCUUGUUAAGUUAACGAUAUUGCUCAAAUCCACUGCUUAAAUUUAUGAACCUUAUAUGGUCUCCUCUUAACACCGUAGAAGAAUGUAUGGUUUUCCGUACACGGAAAAUAUACAGCUUGCAGUUUUGAAACCCUGAAUGCAAGUGUAACAGCAGGCCGGGUUCGAAAGUAUUCGGGAAUUAGAAAAGUUUUUAAAACCAAAUUAUACUCUUCUGUUGAGUAUGAAAUUGGAAGAGUACGUGAUUUUCUACCGAAUAAGUAAAGGAAUGAAUAUUUUUAUGCAUGUUUUCCAUGAAAUAUAACUGAAUUAUCUAGGCAUCUAAAAUCAAAGAUAAAAUUGCUUGCUACGUAAGUAGUCAUUUUUUGCAGAGUAUAGAUCUUGCAUGCAGCUUAAAAUAAGUUUUUUCGAAAGCCGACACCCUGAGGUAACUGGAUCAUUAUACAUUUAUGCUGCAUCAUGAUUAGUUUUGUAACACUACUUAAUUGAUCUUUUCGAAACGAGAACGCAUUUCAAAAUGUUGGUUGACAUUUCAUGAGUUAGCACUUAUACUGUAUGUGGGACAAUGUCCUAUUAAUAAUGAAGGCAAGUGCAUGUAUACUUUCCAUGAAAUGGAGGUAAACAGUAGAGGUCCCUCUGCUCACAGCCUAGAUUGCUAUUGAUUUUCGGUUGUAAUUAGCACAGAUGGACGGAACAUUAUGUAGUGUUUAAAUAUCUUUCUGAUGGCCACGCCGAAAGCCUUUUUCAUUUUAAUACCUAUGAAUUAAAGGCGUGUCAGUGUUCAUGACGUCAGCCGUCCCCUGAUUGGUUAGACGGUCGAGUGUCAGUCAGUCUUCAAAUGCCCGAGUUAAGUGCAGGCAGACUUAUCUAUCACCCCGACCAUAAUUAUCUUACGAAAUCUCAAGUAGUUGACAAUGUAUGUUGCGAUUCUAGGAUUGCUUCUUUUGCGAUGAAGUCCAGCCCGGACAAAGCCAAACGUGCACUUUAGUUGGUGCGUUCUUUGGUAAACAGCACCUAUGUUCCCCAGUGAUUUCAGCCAAUGUUGUUUUAAUCUGACACUUGUAGUUUUUUUAUUUAUUUGCCCGUAACUCUUCACUUUUUCCUUGCAUCAAUCAGCAAGCAGUUAGUUUGCAUUUCUGUUUAAUACCGUUUAAAUAUUCGUCAUCGUCUAUGUUCUACAACUUAGCUAAGUGGAUUGGUAGGGCAUUUGCGGCCUAGAUAUCUCAACUCCGGACACAUACCCACUUUCAUUUUAUAGUUAAGGGGGCCGUACUAAAGCUAAGCCGUUGUCAGGACCUCUGUCAUUUUUGAUUGAAAUGUAGGGAUCGCUUGGCGCCAAUUGUGGAAUGACGUACUUGUGGUCUGAGAGACAGGCUGUCAAGGCUCCUUCUUGCAGUGACCUCCGACACUCCCACGCAUGCGAGGUGUAUGCCGCCUAACCUCCGUUGUGUGAAAUCCUGGCGCAUGUGUUUGGGGGUCAGAUCGUGCGUGUGGUCGUGGUAGGGAGCGCUCACCGAUUGUUCUUGCGGAACUCACUCGUUCUGUUGUGCCUUGCGGGCUCUCUCUCGAUCCCAACCAGCAGCCGUACAGCGGCGCAUGAUAAAAGCCGUGUGUUAUUACCGACAAAGACCAUUGCAUAUUCCCGAUCGAAACCGACAGGGCAACGGGCUCGUGGCCCGGUGGGUAGAGGCGUGGACUUCUAAAACAACAGGUCGCGAGUUCGAGCCUCGGGUGUUCAACAAUUCGGGGUUGAGUAUGACUGGUUAACGACGGCUAAUAAGCCAGAAAUGGCUAUUCCAGUCUCCCUUGUCUUUGUCUGUAAUAACCUUCUGUCACCAGAAAUGUCACCCACCGCGCCCUCUCCAUGCACCUCUCAACUGACCGGCUCGGACAUGGGCGGGAGCCUUGGAAUGGGGAGGGAGAGUGAGGUUGACCGAUCAAAGCAUAUUCUCACUACAAAUAAUCUGACGCGCUUGAAGCUAUCCCGGCGCGCUAAAAGUCAUGGCUUGUUAGAUUGUCAACUUGGACCUCGCACUCAACUCAGUAUGUGUUUGUGUAAAACGGCUGACUAGUGGUCUACGAGUCAGGCUGCAAUGGCUCCUUCUUAAUGUGGCCUUUAUGGCACUCCCAUUCUAAACUGGCCCAGGUGAGGGAGAAGGGAGAGUGCGGUAGAUGCUUCGAAAGUCUGCACUCACUAUAAACGUAUUUACGCGCAAGUCGCUGUGCCUGUUUCACCUAGCUGUGGAGCGCAUGGUCGACAUCUUCGGCAACGACGGUCGAACUGCCAAUUACAAAUCUCCCAUAAAUUAUUCCUCUCUUGAGCAAUUUUAAAGCAGGACUACAUCUAAUAAUGCCAGCAGUUUCAACCUGCCUUUGUUGCGUCGGCACCCAACUUAGGCAAGCAUUUCGUUAUGGUCUCAGCAACAAGGUUUGAAAUUUGGGGCGUUAUUCCAAGUCGGCUCAUACGCCGCAGCAUGAUAGACUCCGAUUGAACACACAUCUAGCCACUUGUCCUCUUAUUUUAAUCCCAUCGAUAUGUUUGCUUGUGUUUCCUGUAGCUAGCACAGGUCUUUUUGAAAGUGAGUGUCCCAUGGAACUUUGUCAUGGAAGCAUUGAAAGAUGUGUUAAUCUUGUGUGGACAACUUUGCUUAUUUUGGAAAACGUGCCAGCGAGCUAAAGAGUGCGCUGGGUUUCAAGCCAUACUGGAGUUAUUCGAAGAGAAAUAUUUACUGUCUGCAAGCAUAACGUUAGGAAGAGACGUCAUGAUCUGCGAAACAAGUCAGUAAUGUGCCUUCUCGUAAAAUAUUAUAGACUUUUUUUGGCCGGCAAGAAUCUAUUAAAAAACACAACGGUUUAACUUUUCAACCUAAUUUUACACACUUAUUCGCAAUGGAAUUUAUUAUAUAGACGGCAUAUUAACGUGCGAAAAUUUACGUAUGUCCCCCUUUAAGUGGUUUUAACGUCUUCUGAAAUAUGUAAUAAUACUGUAAAAAGUGCUCCGUACUUCAGAUUAUUGGUAUUUGUCCACAAGGUGGGUAAAUUCUAUUUCGAUUAACAAUAGGUAAUUAUCAUUCCGGAUAUGCAAUCUUGUCUGGGGUGAGAAACUGACAGGUGGUUACGCGAUGUUUCACAGCCAAAGAUAAUGGACGCAUCCCCCUCCAUCUGUGGGUGUCUAUAAUUACCAACUAGUCGCUAGAAUGACGGUGGUUUCGCAGGGACACUACUAUUGUUAAUAUAUCGGAUGGUGACCGACUGGACAACGAGCCUCUGGUUCAAUUUUUACGGCUUUGAAGUUCUAACCAGCACGCGUAGUAUGGUGAGUAUCGAUAUGGGACACAAAGGUUUAACUAUUACUGCGGAAGAACUAAGUAAGUCACUGCGUACGGAAUCGGCAAGGAAAGGCAAUUCAAGUGCGUUGGGGUUACAAGGAAACUAAGCUAAGACAAAGGGACUAUGGGGAUGGGGAACGAGAGCAUCAUUCCAGAUAAUUUAUCACUAAGAAGUCAUGCCGAAACAACGUGAUGCAUAGAGUUAUAUCAAAGUGUUAGAUAGCAGACAAAGGGACUUCCUGUAACUAUGGAUUAAUAAACAAAACAAGGCUUUCUAAAAUGAAUAUAACGGUUAUCUGAACCUGUUAAACCUAGUGGGAUUACACAACCUAUCCUUACUGACUAGGUUUGUUUUAGACUUAUUCAGUAUGCCCUUCAUGCAAGUGAACGAUUUGGGUAUGGCGGAAUUUUUUUUAAACAAAAACGCCGAUUAUUUUGCGGUGGGACAGCGGGGCACGGGUAGCUAGAACGCUGACCCUUGCUGACGUGGGUUCGAAUCCCACCUAGACUGCCGAGGUUUCCACAAUUCCAGUAAAUGGUUCGCAAAACUGGCGGAAAAGUGGAUUUCACAAACCAGUCUUUCUUAUCACCCUGGAUCAACAUAAUGUUGUUAACGUGUUUUCUGUUAAUUACACUAAAAAAACUUUCUAUCGCGCUACAAACCGGAUAUCAUACUGAAAAUUCGUAUACACCGCGGAUUUAGUCUGUGAAUAAGAGAACGCAUGGCACAAAUUCUGUGCAAUUUAACUUCAGCCCUUCUUCAUCUUUCGUCAGGAAGUGAAAACGAUCUGAUUAAUAGAACCCAGGAAUAUACUUCCUGUCCUACGAGUCAAAAAUAGAAGUUGUUUUUUGAAAAGAUGGAUUUUUGCUCACCGCAUCAAGAACAUAGCUCAAUUUCAACAUCUAACACACCAUCAGAUAGAGUACAUGAUAAAAACGGACGAUUUACGCUGACAUGAUAUCUAUAGGUUGUGGUGAUAUGUCAUCACGCUCCUACAGAAAUGGUAUAGCUCCUGCAUUCCCCGCGAGUAUUCGUUUUUGUUGCAUCUGAGUAGUUAAUGGACAGUAUGUCAUCACCAGCGUUGGUGAUUGACGUGAUAAUUGCUCUGUAAUUUAGGUAGCAAGUGCUAGCAAGUAGCUAGCAAGUGCAAUUUAGUUAGCAAGUGUAAUUUAGCUAGCAACUGCUCUCGGAAGCAGUUUCCACAAGCUCUCUCUCCGCGCGACCAUGUCCGGGCUCCGAAGUGCGGAGAGUCGAGCUAGUUGAGUUUGCUUAUUGACCGCAGGCCGGAAAACCAUAGUUGUAGCAACUAUUUUUACCUCUCGCGGCAUUUCUGUUUAGUUGAAAUGAACAGCAACUUGAGAUUUGGCAUCAUUCCUCGUCACAGCAUAUGUCCUCUCCGGUCGUCCUGCUUCUCCUUCUUCGCUACCUUGUCCGAAACUCCAUACGUUCCAUGUCUCGCCAACGUUUCUUCCAGUCUCGUGACCUGGCAUCCAACUGUUGCCUCAGUUCUUGUUUUCAACGUUCGAGCUUCCUUUUUCUCACCGGCAUUUCGGAACACCAUUUUUCAUCUAUAAUAGAAAAUUUCUGCUCAAUUAUUCAUCCUGUCGGAGCGUAAACAGAAAUGUUGGGACUUCUACACGUAUCCGAGCUCUCAAACGUGAAGACAUUGACUUGCAAUUCCGACGGAAAGGGAUCAUCGAUUACUUAGCCAAGUUGACAACUGUGGCUGGGACGACUUAUAAGUAGAGUAGUUGACGUUAAGACGGUCGUGUGAAUUCCUGCGACGGCAAGCUUCUCCUCAGCGUGCGAGAUGUUUACAUCUCAAAGUCCGUCGUAACAGAUAGUUUAAGUGUAGCAUGCAACUGCCUUUCAGGACUAACUUUGUUUUUCACCUUACUGUUUCCAGAAAGGACGUUCGCCUGCCGGUUCAACUGCAACGAGCAAUGGCCGCCGAAGCUGAGGCGACCAGAGAAGCCAGAGCAAAGGUAAAAAGAUCUUCCUUAGAUUAUAUGUGAACGAUAUAAAUCAUUAUUCUCCAUAUACCUAUGAGGAUUCUACCUCAAACAGGCUUCUGACUAGAUUCUAUGCAGGCAAACAAGUAAGUUUCUGGUCAAGGCUAAUGGAGAGGUUUUUCGGGACAUAUAAUAUUAAACAACAACUGUCCCUUGCAGAAGAAAGACGUCUUCAGAGAGGAAUGCGCUUGAUUUCGAAAACAUCAUUCAGCAUUUUUAGUAAGAAUGUCUACACUUAUUUUAACCAAGAUAUAAACGCAUAAAUGAUGCAGGAGUAAUUAGGUUUACCUAAAAAUAAAUAUCGAUUAAGGGGACAGUUCACGUCUCAGUUUCUUUAUUAAGUUUAAUUUUCAUGUAAGGUAUCGUGUCAGAAAUGGCAGUAUGGAAUGACACAUUGGGCGGGUGGACUACGCAGCAACUAGUUGAGAAUGAAGGGGAUAGACAACAUCAUCCAGAAUUCGAUCAGCGACUGACUUGAGCGUUAUGAAGUGACGCAUUAUAAUAUUCACUAGGAAGACAUAAAAACAAUCCUUACAUUAGAGUAGUCUCCGGGGCGGUUUCAGGACUGUUACAACCCGUCAGUGGCCAUCAACCUCGAGCAACAUUUCGUCAGCUUUUGAUGCAAUCCACAGACAUACUGUAACCUACUGAAACCUCAACAGUUGUUUAUCAAAUACGUUGCCACGAUAGAGAUUGCAACUACUGGACGGAAAUGGCAGACCCACCUACACGAGCACGAACUGACAACCCGGAGACUAGACCCGAACUCACAGCUUGCAACUCACGUUGGGGAAACUGACCACGGUUUUGACUUUCAGGGAGCAGCCGUCUUAGGCAGGGACACCUCGAGGACAGAACGUCUUACACAAAAGGCUUGGUACUCAGAUGUCAAAUCCAUCAACAUGCAUCUAGACCUUCCCUUGGCCUAUAAAGUCCUAAGUCACAACAUACAGCAUGAACAGGACAAUACGGUCACACGGAGCUUAAAAAUAGCGAGAAAACACGGCCCGUCGACUGAUUCACACCAAGGGGGGAGGGCACAAACGCAACCGACCCCAAUUGAAGCGACGACACACAAUUCAGGAGGUCGCAACGAUUUACCAACAGCAGCCAGGAGACCAAGGCAACGAAAGCGGAGAAAAAUCGAUCAGCCCAAGACCAUCUAAUUUCGCCGUUUUUUUUAAAGCUCUGGUCAAUUUUUUGCACUAAACGCUCUGAUAGUGGAGAGCCGGCCAGGCCCUCCGAAACAUCCGCCAGAAGGUUAGAGUUGCCGAGUUCAGGUAGCGAGUAGGAGGUAAGGGUGCGAUAGAUGUAGUGCAAAUCUGCCACCUCUAUGAAUUAACUCGCGCACAAGUCACCGUGCCUGCUCUCACCUUGCAUGGAGCAAACGGCAGACAUCUUCGGCAGGCAACGACGGUCGGACUUUCGGGUGGCGUCAAUGAGCAACCUCCUGAUUCGACUCUGCAAUUUAGUGGUGCACAUAUUGCAGGUUACGUACCUCAAGCACAGAGAGAGGGAGGGUGUUUCUUCUUGCUAGUUAGGUUUUGGGGUGUCAUUUGGAAGAGAGAUCGAGACAGAAACCUUCAAACGUCUCCAGGAAAUCCAAUUUACCUAGUCGAGCAAAAAACCGUUUACUUUAGCAUAUGCGAUGCUUACGCCCAAAAAUGCUGAACGAUUCCAUUUGUUCGGUGAACACCAUUGUCGUGUGACUUUAGAUAUUCAUAGUCAACUUACUAUGAACGCAUGACUCAAUGUGGAAAUGGCUUGAGCGUGCGUUGGGUAUUCCCUGAAGUAAUGUUUGGGUGUACCUGGCUGACAAAAGUGAAGACGCCAAACACGGCUGCCUCCCUAGUCGGCCUGUGGUUGUAAUCAAAUAACUGCCGCCCGUUGCUAACAGUUCUUUAUGAGUAUCGCCUCCCAGUCGAAGACUGACUGGUCAUCCUGCGAUUAAAGGGCGAUGGCCGAGGCAGAAUGCAGGGCCGCGUGUCACAUUUCUAGUCCUCAGGGAUUGUGAGUAUCUCCUAUGUAAUGAUCAACAAACCAUGGCCCUUCCAACUUGAUGUGCACUGUCCGUCCUCUGGCACCUGGUUUCCCUGUCAGCGGAGGCGAUUGCGCUCUCGCUGAGUACACAGGUCGCAGGCAUGACUGUCCAGUCAUCCUCAUCCUUGUGAUCCGUUGUUGUGCUGUUGUUGUUUGUUAAAAUCCCGGUCAAGUGUUUGUUUUGAACCAGGGAGUAUGGAGUGGUACGCCCAGGUGCGGGUCCAGACAUGCCAGCCACUUGAACCCACUUCCGCCUCCGGGAUUCUUGACUCUGUCUUGACACCGGGUCAAGGUGACGAGAAGGAGGAGUGAGUGUGAUAAAUGCCGCACAAGCCUCCUCUCGCUGUAGGCCUAUUCACGCACAAGUCACUGUGCCUGCCUCACCCUGUUAAGCCUAGGUGCGGCUCCGACCACGCCAUCCCCCCGCGCCCUCUCCCACCUCCGGUGUUCUUGACCAUGUCUUGACAGGGACCCAGAUGGGGAAGAGGAGAGGGUGCGGCAGAUGCUGUGCAAGUCCACCGCAACUAUAGACUAAUUUACGCGCAAUUCAGUGUGCCUGCUCUCACUGCCUGUAAGGGAGCACACAGUUGACAUCCCCAGUAACGACGGUCGAACUGACAUUAUACAUAUUUCAGGUAUGGCAUGCUUAAUUCGGGCAAAGACGGAUGUGACUGCCCGAAAUCGCGCGUGUGCGUAUGUUGCAGUGGGCUCAACUGCCUGAAAUUGUUUGCUUGGCGUUGAAUGACCUUGAGGUAGCGGGGCCAUGAAUAAAGAGUCCCGACUGCAGAAAUAAAAGACAGGUGAAGGUGUGUUCUUCAAUAUCAGUAAAAUCUUCAAGACGUAUUUUACUCGAAGAAAUACUGUCGCGGGGCAUAUCUCCGUACUCGGCCAAUGGCGCGACGUCAAAAGUAGAUGAUUUAUUUGUCGUAUAAGUGUUAGAGAGAUAAAUUAAAUAGCCAACUAGAUCAGGGUGAAAAUCUCAGGUGGUUCAAUCAUAACCGACUGACAACGACAAAAAGGUCGGAAUUCAUACUCUUGUCCGUCUUAACAUGCACUGUCGAUUAUAGGUAGCGGCAACCAUAUGAGAAUGGAAUCUUUCAAUCUCGGCAUUAGGGUCAGUGGUAUUUUUAUGCAGUCCUUAUUAGCGAUGAAAUAUAUGACAUCUCGCUUCACAUUAUCCAGCUGAUCUUCCGACAGCUCUUAGUAUUCAAGGGAAGUCGCCAUACGCGGUUAACAAUAAUCUCUCGCUAUAUCGCGUUUCGACUUUCGUAGACUUACAGUGAGUGACCGACCUCACGAAAUAUUGGCCGAAAUUCUGAAAUGCGUUUUCGAUUAGGAAGGACUACUUAAGCGCGGUUGGAAAACUGAUUUUCCUGCGACAUAAUUUUUUAAAAUUCCGGACUCGGCAGGACGUCAGCUUUUGAAAGCACUGCCUUUAUAUCUCUCGUAGAAACUUCAUUCGGCAAGAAAUGACCCUUAAUUAACAUGCAUCUUUCACAUUGAUUUUCGAUGGUUUUGCAAGUUCAAAUAUAUUUUUUAAAACCACGAAAAAUAUGCAUUUUUUCAGUCGUUUGAAAGAGAAUCACGUCGUCUUUAUACAAUAUACUCGAAGAAUUGGUACCAUUAAGUUUUGAAAAAGUUUCUCAUUAUGAGAUUUUUCAAGACCGUGCGAUGUCCAUUCAUACAGCCUAGUACCUGUCUGUUUACUACAGCUUCCCAUAAAAUGAACAACACGGUCCGUAUCCGUUGCAAAAUUUUAUGGAUCCUAUAUAGUAUCUUUUUAAAGCAUAGAAGAAUAGGUGAUUUUCUUUACGGAGAACACAUGGACCUUGUAGAUUUAAAUUACUAAGCGCUAGUGCAACGGCCGAUCAGGCUCCAAACUUUUUUAAAACCUAAUUAUAUUCUUUUUCCGAGUAAAAAAUAUUAGAACGAUGCGAUUCUUUAUCAGACGACUGGAAGAAGGCAUAUUUUUGUUCGUAGUUUCUAUAAAAUAGAUUUCAAUUUUUAAGACAAUCGGAAAUCAUUGUAAAAAUGCAUGCCAAAUAAGAAGUCAUUUUUACCGAGCACAGCUUCUACAGAAGAUUAAAAUGCUAAGCAUUUAAAAGCUGACAUCCUGCCAAAUCCGAAAUAUAUUAGGACCUUGUCCCGUAAUUAUGAAGGUUUCAACCCCACCUAAGUAAAGCUUCCUAAUCGAAAGCCAAAAUUUAAUGAGAUCGAUCUUUCACUGUACUAUAUCGGGGAUUUUAUCCACAAGUAUAUCUAGGUAUGCAUUACAAACGUCUGCGCAAAGUAGGCCUCUUUAUUUCCGAUGCAAGCUUCCUCCGUUCGUUUGAUCAGUCCAUAUCAGAUAUGAGACGCCAUAUUUUAUAGAACAGAAAAAGUUUUACUUCGCGACGUCUCAUUUUUCUGGGAGGGGUUUUGCAACGCAACCGAGCAAAUAAAAUACAGCAUAUUUUUGUGCAUGUUUUCCAUAACAAAUAUUUGAAAUUAUAUGACCAUCUAAAAUCAACAUGAAAAAUACAUGCUACUUAAGUUGUUAUUUUUUUUACCAAAUUUGGCUUUUAUGAGGGGUCGAAAAGGAGUGCAUUCGAAAACCGACAUCCUGGCAAGUCUAGAAUACUAUGGAAUUUUGUUGUUUCGAAAGCAACAUUACAACCUCACCUAAGUAAUCUUUCCUAAUCGAAAACGCAUUUCAGAAUUUCAGCCAAAAUUUCACGAGAUCGGUCACACACUGCAUAUGAAUCCUCAUUUGUGGGUCGUGCAUCCAUUAGCGGGGUUACUACUGGCCGAUAAUGAUCAGUAAGUCCAAAACGCCACUUCUAUCUCCGUCGGUCUGCCUGCAAUUGUAAGCAACCAUUAGUGCAUUGACGCAAUGGGACUCCUCUGGAAAACGGGUCAGGUCUGACGGAACACGUCCACUCGUAAUCCCCUCACCGGAGUUGAAAAUCGAUCGGCCGACUAAUAUUAAUUAUUCAGAAGCGACCAUUCUGUUCUCACAGCGUUAGUCAAAACAUGCAGCCGAGUUAGCCAGUGAAGUGCUUGCGCUUUCAUUUUAUAUUGGAUCAUUAUUAUACAUUUUGAAGAUUCUUGAGAACGUAUUUCUAUCCUAACCAAUAACAGCCGUGAGUAAGUGACUUUGAGGAAGUUCAAGUCGACGAACAUACGUUUUCGAUUAUUCUCUGUCGGGCCAGUACACAAUUAUAGGUCUAGUUAGAUCAGCGGAAUUUGCUGCAAUUAGAUCUAUAUUAAUGUAUUGGCCUGACGAAGAAUGAUCGAAAGGUAUGUUUGCCGACUUGAACUUCAUCAAAAUCACUUAGUUACGACACUCAUUUUCUAGGAUAGAAAUGCGUUCUCAGAUGUGAUUAAACGCGCGUCGUCAGGCGUAACUCAAGUGGUUAGAACACUGGCUGUGCUAAAACCCUCACCCUACUGCCGUGGGUCCGAAUCCUACCGAGGCGCCGAGUUUUCACAGUUAGGUUAAUAUGAAUUAUUCAAAAUCUGCCAAAACAUCUAUGAAUAAUCGGUCAGUAGCUCUCUGACGAUAGAACUGGGUAUUCCUUUAGAAACGAGAGAAAGACCGCAUUGCCCUCUACCUUGUCUGGUCUUCUUGGCCUGUGCAUGGUUCGUUGUGGGGCAGUCGUUAGACAGCAGCCUUAUGUUACGCUCCCAUUUUCAUCUCCAGUUAUUUUGCGAUCAGGCAGGCCAGUGGAACGUGGAUGAGGGAGUAUGUUUGAUCUAUCCUGGGAUUAGUGCUUGAUAUCAACACUUCAAACAACCCUGCGUCCUUUUAAAUCAUCACGACGCACUACUAACUAUGAUUUGGGAUAGCCGGGUCCUCAUUCGGACCGGAGAUCCACCUGCAGUGGCUAUUUGUAAAUGGUGCCCUCAUGGGAUUUCACCCCGCAUUCCUCUGCUGAAUUGUGGUAUGUGUGGAGGUGAGAGCUCGGGUCGCGAUUGGCAUGCGUAGACUGGUCAGUCGACGUUUACAGCCGUUGCACUCAAACACAUCCUCAGCUAUCCUGUGGUUGGUGUGAAAGUAAGGUAGAUACGGUUCCAGUCUGUUUGACUGUAAGCACAUUUGCUCAGGAAGCCAAUGGAUCGGUGUGCGCCCAUUCCUGAGUGAAUAAAUACCCGAUCUGCAGCGACAGAGAAUGGCAGGUGGCGAGGCACUGAUGAAUUUCGGUUCGAUGAAGUGCUUAUGACCCAUCUGGUAGACCCCAGUGCUGGACCAGCUGCGCCAGGUGCGUCUGAGCGCAUAUUUGUGUUUCCGGUACCAGCUGCUGGUGGUCAGGGUUAUGAUUGGGUGAAUGAAGGCAAACAAGCCCGAAACAGUGCUGUAUCAAUCUACCCCCAGACUCUGUCGUCUCCCCUCUGCUAUCAUAGCUUGGCCGACUUCGGCCUGGUAGGUGGUUGCCUGUUCGUGACCCCUAUCGCCCAUACGAAGCUUGUGAGCUUCGGGAAGCCAAUGAAUCGGUGUGCGCCCAUUCCUGAGUGAAUAUGUAUAUAGGCAGAAUGCUAUUACCGACAAAGACAAGGGAGACUGGGAUGGCCAUUUCUGGCUUAUUAGAUGUCGUCAACCAGCCAUACCCAAGCCCGAAGUGUGGAACACCCUAGCCUCGAACUCGCGACCUGUUGGUUUAGAAGUCCACACCUCUACCCACCGGGCCACGAGCCCGUUGCCCUGUCGGUUUUGCCUAUAUAUCAUGCGCCGCUAUGCGGCUGCUGGUUGGGCUCGAGAGAGAGUCCAUAAGGCACAACGGAACGAGUGAGUUCCGUUUGAACGAUCGGUGAGCGCCCCCUACCAUUGUAUAUUCCCCAUCGAAAACCGACAGGGCAUCGGGCUCGUUGCCCGGUGGUUAGAGGCGUGGACUUCUAAACCAACAGGUCACGAGUUCGAGGCUCGGGUGUUUCACACUUCGGGCUUGGGUAUGGCUGGCUGACGACGGUUAAUAAGCCGGAAAUGGCCAUUCCAGUUUCCCUUGUCUUUGUCGGUUCUACCAUUCUGCCUAUAUAUAUAUAUAUAUAUAUAUAUGUGUGUGUGUGCAAGAAUUUCAUCAAGUGGGCAACAGUUCAGACGCAGUCAGACGUUGCAAGGUCUUCACAGAUUAUCAGUACGCUAUAGGCCUCAUAAAUUGAGGUGUAUAAACACGCCAAUUAAGUGCGUCACUCUCACUGUGGUGGUUGGGUCUUGUCCGAUCCCAUUCCGUCCGCCCGCCCGCCAGCUUACUACUGACGACAACGGACGUUCUUCCAUAGGCUACAUACCACAUAAAAUACGUAGGCAGCUCGUGAAGACUGCAGCAAGUCAGGCGGAGACAGCUGUUUCACGUUCGUUACCCAUCACCAGUACAUCAUGAACCUUAUAAGGUGGGGUAUGUGAAAAUGUCAAUUAGGCACGUCAAUCUCACUGUUGUGAUUAGGAUAUUGCUCGAUCUCAUUCUGUCCGACCGCCAGUUUGCUACUGGCGACAACGAACGCAGUGCCACUGAACACAUACGCAGCUUCUCUCGCUGGAAGUAUGGAGUGUGUAAGACGUGAAGGUUCUCGAAGACGAAGAGGUUUGUUUUGCACUACUUUUUGGACAAACAUACGGUUAGUCAUCAUCAGGGACUGCUUGGUCCUGUAAGAAAGUAUCUUUUUAAAGCCUUUGUAUACGUUUACUAAGUCGUCUGGUGGUAGUUGGUGUCACCAGCCUCUCGUGAUGUGAGUACUGAAAACCAAGAAGGGACAAGAACUCCGAUCCGGCCCCUCGGCAAAGUUGUUCUCAGUGGAGGCACGACUUUGCUAGUUAAAUGUAUUGGAUAGCGUCGCCGUCCGACGAGUAGGCUUGCACGAGUGACUCUCCGCUCACGAAAUCGGACGCGCCCACGUUAAACUCCUGCUCAACAGAAGCGGCCUACGCGCGGACAGCCGGUACUAGCGCAUCCUCGUCAGUACUCGUCGAUCUUCGCAGCGACGUUGCAUUUUAAGCAGUCGUAUUGUAGUCUAUGGGCCACAGAUGACCUCUCUGUUUUAGGGCAGUUGUCCGUAGACUCAGGCCUCAACGAGGGAGGUAGAGUCGGGUUAUGGACAAGUACGAUCCCUAGUAGUACCAGCAGUUUGCUAACGGUUUCCAAAGCGGCCUUUACGUAUGGGAUACUUCGAGACCACUGGGUGAUUAUCUUCGUCUUCGACUCUCAGUGAUUGCUUGGGCCUCUUCGGUUAUGCGACCUAAAACCGCAUUUUUGCUGAUUACUUAAUAGGUUAUUUAAAAUUAAACCCGUUCAAACCGCCCCCACACAGAAUAUUGAUGUAAUAAGAAGUCAUCAAGGCAUUUAAAAAGUACAAAUUCACUUUGAAAAGGGAGCACCUUUAGGUGAUAUGUUUACACAAAAUAAAAAGAGUUUAUUUGUUUUUUAAAUAAAAUCUCCCGUUUGGUCAACUACUAGCCUUCAAGAAAACACAAUUUUUGGGGGUGUAGAUAACUCUGUUCAUGCAACGAUCGAUGGACACCGACAGGGUAAAAGGCUCGUGGCCCAGUGGUUAGAGACAUGGACAUCUGACUAACAGGUUGCGAGUUCGAGCCUCGGGUGUUCCACACUUCGGGGUUGGGUAUGACUGGCUGACGACGGUUAAUAAGCCAAGAAUGGCCAUCCCAGUCUCCUUUUUCUUUGUCAUUAAUACCAUACUGUCCAGAGUGCUCACAUUUUGGGUCAGCACUCCGUGUGUUUGCAUUAAAAUAGCGAGUAUUCUGAGCCCUUUGAUUGCGUGGAUAAUCCCUUCGUCUGUCAUAAAGGAAAGAGUAAAUUGCAAAGGGUAAUUUGAGUUGCGAAUUGUGCCGAGUAACGUUUUCUGUCUGUUGAAUAACGCUCACGACCUGACCGUACCCUGGCCUCAUUUCGUAUAGCGUCGGCUUCAUCAGACGUUAAAUAAGAUUGUUUCGGUAAGCAUCUCUGCCCGUCAUCUAAGAUUUUCUAUUCUAGCAGAUGAAGUAGCACCUUUACCUUUCUGCAGUGUCACGGCGUACCUUAUUUCAACUGUAUGUUAUGCUGGAGAAUGUUGUUUAACCUUGCUGCACCUCUUUGAUGUUUUGUCGGCUUCGCAUUUACAGCAGGUGUUAAGUGUUCCUCUCUGUUCAUGCGGGGACAUCCUGCUAUGCACAUCUUCAGAUAGUAAGAACAAAUUAUUGCCGAUUUUUAUCUCAGGUACACGGAACUACUCAAGCACUUGUAUGUGAACAGCUCUCUGUAGAUACUUUAGGGAAAGCCAAAGUAAUUUGGGUUUGCAUGGCAGUGCUUUUAAGGGUGCUAGCAGCUGCAUUUUCCUCCACUUAUCUUCAGGAACCUGCCGCGUUGACAUUUCACCUAACCGCUACAAAGCUUAUUUACUUUGCAUAAAUCAACAACAAAAUAUUUUGCACUUUUAAGUAAACUGCUGCAGUCCUAUGGUUGUCGUUUUCGAAGCCCCGUAAGCGUCCUACGCGCAUUUUUCAGCCUCAAACUGGAGGAUUCUGUUGUCCCAAAAGAACUAGCACAAAAACAUCUAUGAAAUUAUCUACAGGGCUAGUAAAACUUGAUGAAGAACUAAGACAUAAGUAGCACCUUGUCUUGUUUAAUUUCUGAAGGAUUCAGAUCAUCAGUGGGUCCCCCAGCUUUCUCCGUGUGUUUUCUCGUGUAUGAACUCCAGUUUCAGCUUGCCCUGUUUAAUUUCUAAGGAAAUUCACGCGCGAACUCCGCAAGAGCUAAUGGUUUCAGCUCAAAUAUUUAUAUUAAAUUUUACACCGUUCCUGAAAAAGUUUGUUUCGAAAGAUUUGCUCCGAGGUCGCGCAUGAACUUCCUCAGAAAUUAAACAGGGCAAGUUGGAACUGGAGUUGAUAUACAGUGCUUGACCGAUCUCAUGCAAUGUUGGCCGGAAUUCUGAAAUGUGUAUUCGAUUAGGAAGGAUUACUUAGGUGGCAUUGUAAUAUUGAUUAGCAUGCAGCAUAAUCCUAUGGCAUUUAGGACUCAUCAGGAUAUCAGCUUUUGGAUGCACUCCUAUUUGACCUCCUGCAGAAACUGCGAUCUACAAAAGAUGACAACUUAAUUAGCAGGCAUUUUUUCGUAUUGAUUUUCGAUGGUCCUACAUAUUCAAACAUAUUUUAUAGAAAACAUGCUCAAAAUAUGCCUUAUUUUACUCGUUCUGUAGAAAAUCACACUAUUUUCAUAUUUUAUACUUGAAGAACGUGCAUAUUAAGGUUUUAAAAAUAUUUUUUAAUUAUGAGCUUUUCAAGACCGUGCGAUGUCCAUCCAUACAACAUCGUACAUGUCCGUUUACCAAAGCAUCUCAUGGAAUGUACAACACAGUCCGUAUCCAUAGCAAAAUUUUAUGAACUCUAUAUGGUAUCCUUUUAAAAACAUAGAGGAAUAUAUGAUUUUUCUUACGCGGAAAGCAUGCACCUUGUAAACUGAAACCGCUAAACGCUGAUGCAAUGGGAGAUCUGGCCAAAAUUAUUCGCAAAUAGAAAAGUUUUUAAAACCGAAAUAUACAUCUUCUUUAGGUAUGAAAUAUGAAGACAGUGUGAUAUAAUAUAUAUAAUAUUACAACCCCAUCUAAGUAAUUCUUCCUUAUCGAAACCACAGUUCAAAAUUUUGGCCAAUUAUUACAUGAGAUCGGUCCCACACUGUAUCAAAAAACACACGGGGGAGCUGGGGGACCCACUGAUGAGCCGAACCCCUCGCAGAUACGUAAAUCAGCAGCACAAGAUCGGCGAAACCCGAGUAUGUGGGCUUUUAGCUAAUACCUCUAUUGUCAAUUCGGUAAAUAAUUACACAGUUCUAUAAGUAACACCAGUCUUUCAGUGGCUGGCUGACCGAUGUUUAUUAUUUCACUCAAAGGUCUUUAGAGUUCAUCUAUUUGUCUUUUAAUCCAAAGUCGUCCGAAAAGACGGAGAAGCGUUUGCAGUAUUCAGUUCAAUCAUCAUAGCUUUUUCUUUAAUCUUCAUAAGUAUAAUUUCUAUCUGUUGUGGGAGCGCCUAGGAGGAUCUGAGCUGAAACCACCCGCCUACCCGCCUGCCUUAAAUCAGGACACCAAAACGACCUCUGUAACGUGUCAGAGUGUCCCCAUUCCCCAUCCAACAGGAGAAUUCUUUUCGGCAAAUAAGAUUAGAUAAUUUUUGUACUGGCUACUGUUGAUUGUCCUACAACAGGGCUAGGACAUGCAUCGUGUCAUCUAUGAUGACUGAAAAUGUUUCGAGUCUCCAAAACCUCCUUAACCACCUACGGCCUUAUCUUUGUUAUUGGUUAGAAGUUUGUUCCAUUAAUGCCUCAAGUUAAAGAAAUGGAUGUGUUCAACAAGACAAUGAUGCCACGGCUUGAAAUUCUCGAUUUCUAAUUUUCCCUGGCUAACUUGCUUAACAGAAAACCACGUUAUGAAAUUUCGCAUUCUACGUUAUAGUUUUUUAGUAAACUGACCUGAAAUACACUAUUGGUUAAGAACACAGUGAAUGUAGGGUUCUAUCAUGAUAAUCGUACUUAGCGGACAAAGUUUGUUGGGUUGUAACAAUACAUCAAAGUCUAUCGCGGGCCGCCAAGGGAGCAGAAUUCGUUACAGAGGCGUGUUGUUGCUUUCUCUUCCGCAACUAAUAACGAGCAAGUUAUUGAAGUCAAAAUAAGAUUUCAGAUAGAAUAAGCCGAAACUGCUUCUCCAGUGGCGAUUUUUUAUUCGAACUGCAAACUUCCAGUUUUUAUCCUGCCGAAGGAACAAUCGACUACCGGCUACAACACGGGCUUGGUUUUCGGCUAUACAACAAAAUACUGAUUACGCAUUAGCCUUUAGCACUCAGUAAAAUGGACCGAAUAUUUUUAUCGGACUUUUCUUGGCUUUCGUGUUUUUUCAGUUAAUUUUAAACAAAUCUUUGCGAUAACGCGAUAGAUCGGUGGGCGUCCAUUCCCGAUUGAAUAAAUAUCCGAUCAGCAACGACAGAAAAUGACAGGCGGCGGGGUACUGAUGAACUUUUGUUGGAUGAAGUGUUUAUGACCCAUCUGGUAGCCCCCAUUGGUGGACCAGCUGCGCCAGGUUUGUCUGUGCGCAUGUUUGUGUUUCCGGUCCCCGUUACUGGUCAGGGUUAUGAUUGGCUGAAUGCGGGCAAAAAUAAGCCCGAAGCAGUACCAUAUCAAGCUACCCGCAUUCUCUGUCGCCCCUCCCCACUGCUAUUAUGAUUUGGACGACCUCGCCCGGUAGUUGCUUGACUGUUCAUGACUUUUACCACCCGUACAGAGCUUGUUUGUUUCGGGAAGCCAAUAGAUUGGUGUGCGCCCAUUCCUGAUUGAAUAUAUGUAUCCCGUUCACCAUCUGUAGAUGGUGAGACCCAAAGAUGCGCCACCGGCAACGGAACAGUCAGCAGUGAUCUACGGCAUAUCGUGCCAAAAUUGCAGUGUUAGGUAUGAUGGAGAAAUCGGUAAGGAACUCUGCACUAGCUUACAUGAACUCCAUCUUGCAGUCAAUCACAAGACUAUACUGUCACCCAUAUAUGGCAACGUGCAACAGGAGGAACACAGUUUCGCUUUUGGAGAAGCAAGCGUCAGCGGCCAAGCCAAUGACAAGAUGUCCAAACUGAUGUUUAAAAGUUGGUCCUCAGUUGGCACAAGCAACAGGGCUAUUGAACUUCACCUGGCCUGCCAGGCAUUACGAACUAUGCUCCAGUCAGUUCGAACGGAGCCGGCAUCACUGGCGAACAGAUCACGGCUCUCCCCUCAGUUGUCACCUUCACAGCGGGGGGAAAGCGCCAGCCAGGUCGCACGACCGACGCGGCCAAACAGCCGAAAGUGAUUCAUACAUGCGACGGCAGAUGAUCAGCCCGUCAGGUUAUGAGGGAAGGACCCACGGGCACACGGACUUAGCAGCGACAACGACGGCCUGGCAGGGGACAGAGGUAACAUGAGCGCGCCAGCUGUCGGCCACGGAAAGACCACAGCCAAUCCCCAGCCAGGAGGCAGGUCAGAGUUCGUGCGACAGGCUUGUCCACGACACGAGAUAGGUGGCGAGACAGAAUAACUGUAGGCUAGGAUAAACAGGCACCCAGUCACUGUGACGGUGGAGAUGAGGCAGUUUUCGAAAAGUCAACACCAAUUAAAUUUGGUCCAUGAAAUCGCCUCUGUUUUAAAAUGAUGAACGGGACAAUUUAUGUGGACCUCGAAUUUUCACUGAUUUUCAUGUAUGCAUAUGUUUAGGAAGAUGAAAUUCUUUGGGAAACUGUAACGGCAUUGCAACCGGAAGACGGGAUUUUGUGGACAACAGCUUUUCUAUCACGGGAGUCAACCAUGUUCUUAGGGCGUACAAGCUGUGUGCAUAAGGUAGUUGCCGGCUGGUGUGCUAUGUGUUACAGGUACUUUAGUUAUGUUUGGUCUAUUGUGGCUAAACUGGGAAAUCAGUCUCAACCCGUACAAUGAGCAACAGUUAGCGGUGAAGAGACGCGACCAUCUGUCCCAGGUGGUCAUUCAUACACUGAACACUGUGCUCCAAUUUGCAUCGGAGAACGCCCACAUUGUUAGCGCCUGCUCAAUAAGGAAAUGGCGAGAAUUCCUGCAAACAAUGCACUCAGAUGAGGCAUCCAUCAACGGCAUAUCAAACUAGAUGUCAAAUAGAAAAUUGUCAAGGAAAAGUCAGACUGUUACAACCUAUCCCGAAGAGAUGGCGAAUUGCAACUAACACACGUUGACGCAGAGUUAAGUCAAUCAAAGGAUCCUUUGUCAGACUCAAUUUAGAAGUUAAUUGUUUCAGCGCUGGGGACACCAGUCUCAAAAGCUAACACAACAAAAUUUACAGUUUACCGAACAAGUUCAUCUUUCUAAUUGAAUCCCUUAAGAGUUCUGUUUUUACCUUUAUGUUCCGGAGGCCUAAUUAUAAGGCCUGCACUAAAUAAUUUCUGAAAUUAUUCGCUUGACAUUUGUAUAUAUAUAACCAGCAGGUUCCUCGAGUAAAUAAAUCGAUGAAGCUGUACCUUUUUGUGAAGGUGUGGUUAUUUUAUUGUUGAGGUGAGCAUAAUGCGUGCGCAUCGUUUAUACCUAAUCAUGAUUUAUGCAUUGCAUAACAUUAUACAUAUAAUAAAUAUAAUAUUAUAUCUAUGUCCUCCUUCCUCACUGCUAUUAUGACUUGGCCGACUUCGGCCUGGUAAUUGGUUGCCUGUUCGUGACCUUUUCCACCUGUACGGAGCUUGUUUGCUUCGUGAGGCCAAUAGGUCGGUGGGCACCCAUUCCUGAUGGAAUAUAUAUAUAUAUAUAUAAAUUGAAAAACAGGCAUCCCAAGAAAUAUAAUUAGAAAGAUGAAGUUCUUUGGGAAACAGCAAAAUUUUAUUGUGAAUUUUCGAGACUGGUUCCCCAGCUCGUCUUCAGACAAUGGGUGUGCAAAAACAAUUAACUUUUAGCCUGAGUCUAGCAAUAGGAGUCAAUGAUUGGUUAAGAUUGUCAUCUCGGGAUUGGCUGACUCAGUUUGAAUCUGUCCUUAACGAUUUUGUAUGUGGCAUCUAAAUCGAUAUGCCGGUUGAUGCAUGCCUCAUCUGAGUGCAUUGCUUCCAGGAAUUCGCGGCCUUUUCUUGAUUGGCAGGCGCCAACAAUGCGAGUGUUCUCCCAUGCGAAUUUAUGCCCAGUGUCUAGUGUGUGCAUGGCCACCUGGGAUAAAUGGUCGCGUCUCUUCACCGCUAACUGAUGCUCAUGUAAACGGGUUGAGACAGAUUUCCCAGUUUGGGCACAAUAAACAGCAUCACAACUAGAACACGGGAUUUUGUAGACGACAUCUUUUCUUUCAAGGUAGCCGACCCUGUCCUUAGGGUGCACAAGCUGUGUGCGUAAGGUAGUUGCCGGCUGGUGUGCUACUUGUAUCUGGUACUUUUUCAAUUGUCUUUCGACAAGUUCAGAUACAUUUUUGACCUAUGGGAGAGUUCGCCAUGUGGUUUGUUUUGCUGCCUGAGUGGCCGUAGCAUUGGAAAUACCUUUUCCCUUGGGUUGCUGGUACCUCAUACAUUGACGUAUAAAGUCAUGCGGGUACCCAUUUUGGGAGAACAGUUUGUAGAGGUAUUUCAUUUCUGCUCGAUAACUUGUUUCGUCAGAGCAGUGGGUUUUGGCUCGAUUCAGAAGGCUGUAGACUGUACUCCGUUUGUGAGAGACAGGGUGGUUACUCUCAAAGUGUAGGAUGACCUCUGAAUACGCCUCUUUGCGAUAAACUGAUGUCUGGAGUGAUCCAUCGGUUUUUCGACGUACAAGGACAUCCAGGAAUGGGAGUUGUCCAUCGACCUCUGUUUCCAAAGUAAAUGUAAUUCCUGGAAAUAUGGAGUUAACAUUGGUAUGGAGUAGAUUCAACUGAUCUUUCUUGACGAUGACAAAAGUGUCAUCUACGUAUCGCAGCCAAAGUUUUGAAUUGACUGUGGGAAGGGCUAUGCUCUCUAAUUUCUGCAGUAAUGCUUCUGCCAGGAAACCGGAUAUUGGUGAACCCAUGGGGGCACCUUUUAAUUGCCGGUAGCAUUGAUUUGAGAAGGAAAAAUUUGUCUCCAUACAGAGAUCAAGAAGUUGAAGUAAAGCAUAUCGAUUUAGAUGCCACAUACAAAAUCGUUAAGGACAGAUUCAAACUGAGUCAGCCAAUCCCGAGAUGACAAUCUUAACCAAUCAUUGACUCCUAUUGCUAGACUCAGGCUAAAAGUUAAUUGUUUUUGCACACCCAUUGUCUGAAGACGAGCUGGGGAACCAGUCUCGAAAAUUCACAAUAAAAUUUUGCUGUUUCCCAAAGAACUUCAUCUUUCUAAAUAUAUAUAUAUGUUUAUGAGGCCUCUGCACUUCCACCCAACCUGAACGUUAAGUCGCAUUGUACUCAAUUUUUCCAAUACUUCAGGUCAUAGCUGCCGAUGGGGAAAGAAACGCCUCCAAGGCGCUGCGCGAAGCCAGUCUCAUGCUCAACGAUAAGCCGGUUGCCCUCCAACUGCGGUACCUCCAGACGCUGUCCAGCAUAGCUGCAGAGCACAAUUCCACCAUCAUCUUCCCGCUCCCCAUCGACAUGACAACCAGCUUCCUUACGAGCACUCCGGCACCCGGCUCUUCGCUCAGCGUCUAG
Messenger RNA from Spirometra erinaceieuropaei, 74130 nucleotides. The record is from the annotation of a GenBank genome assembly. NCBI's taxonomy places the organism in Eukaryota, Metazoa, Platyhelminthes, Cestoda, Diphyllobothriidea, Diphyllobothriidae.